This is a messenger RNA of Podarcis lilfordi (Lilford's wall lizard), 45040 nucleotides long. Lineage: Eukaryota; Metazoa; Chordata; Lepidosauria; Squamata; Lacertidae. The record is from the annotation of a GenBank genome assembly.
AUGGCCCUGCCCGCAAGAGCACUCAGCACCAAUCUUAAUAAGAGGUUAGACAUUCUUUUAAUUAGAUCUCAGCACUGUGGUUGAGUGGCAGGAAGGUGUGUUCACUGAUGAUACAGGAAAUAGGAAAUGAGACCAAAAAAAUAACCCAUUGCAGGCAUGCAUGCCAUUCUUCUUAAUUGUUUUUGUGAUCCAUCUUUCACGAGGAGCAGAAGGCUUUUGAGCCUCACAACAAUGCUAUGAAGAAGGAUGGACUAAGGCAGACCAGGUGAGCUUCAUAGCUGACCAGUGAUUGGAACCUGGGUUUCCCACAUUCUGGUCUAGGAGCCUAGUCGCUGCAUCACAUUUGCUUUCACUAGUAAAUGCCACAGAGAGAAAGAGAGCUGCUUAAGGCUGUAUACACACACUAGGUAAAGGUAAAGGGACACCUGACUGUUAGGCCCAGCUGCGGACGACUCUGGGGUUGUGGUGCUCAUCUUGCUUUACUGCCUGAGGGAGCCGGUGUACAGCUUCCGGGUCAUGUGGCCAGCAUGGCAGGGGGUUGGACUCGAUGGCCCUUGUGGUCUCUUCCAACUCUAUGAUUCUAUGAUUCUAUGACUAAGCCGCUUCUGGCGAACCAGAGCAGCGCAUGGAAACGCCAUUUACCUUCCCGCCAGAGCAGUACCUAUUUAUCUACUUGCACUUUGACGUGCUUUUAAACUGCUAGGUUGGCAGGAGCUGGGACAGAACAACGGGAGCUCACCCCGUCGUGGGGAUUCAAACCACCGACCUUCUGAUCAGCAAGCCGUAGGCUCUGUGGUUUAGAUUACAGCGCCACCCACGUCCCUUGUGUACACACACACUACUGUACCUUUAAGAAUAAUAAUUUUAUUAUUUAUACCCCACCCACCUGUCUGGGUUUCCCCAACCACUCUGGACACCUUCCAGCAAGAUUCUCUCAAAUAAUUCUGGGCUUGUAGUCUCUACUUUACUGACCCUUGAUACGAGAUGUAUUUGUUAUUUAUUUGUUUGGUGCAUUUAUAGCUUGCCCUUCGCCAAAUUGUCCAAGGAUGGGGUUUUACCAUAAUCAAAAGGUAAAAUGCGGAACAUAAAAACACUAAUAUAAAUCUGCAUGGCAGCAAGGAGGGACGAAAACAGUCAAAGGAGUCAUUUCACUUAAAUCAGGGAUGGGAAGCCUGUGGCAAAAGUUGAUGGACUUCAAUACCCAGAAGUCUCAGCCAACAACAUGGCCAGUGCUCAGCGAUGGGAGUCAAACUUCUGUAGCUUUUGGAGGGCCGCGGUUUCCUCAACCCUGAUUUAAAUGAAAUGACUCGUCCCUUGCUAAGCAUGUUCAUUUGGAAAUGGUGCCAUCAAUAUCAAUGGGACUCCUUUCUUCCCAGGUCAGUGUAAUUAGGUGUAAUUUAUCAUUUAUGUGUGGGCAAGUGUUUGUGUACUUGCCUGGUUUCCUCAUUGAAACUUGAUCCAGUGACAUACGUUGUCCUCUUCCACCAAGAAGUGUGCUGUGUUUGCCCUCUGCUGGCAAAACUACAAGGUUGCACAGGAAAGAUCCUGCCUCACUUCUGCGUUUCUGUUUCUAAAUCUUUCCAGAAAUUGAUUAGGAAGGCUUCCCGUUGUCACAAACAAGAAAUGUUCGCAAUUUAUUUUCCCGUGUGACCAACAUUGCUCACUUUUAUUAACUGUUAACGAUAUGGUAAAAAUAAAACCUCUGUUCUAUAGCAACAAACUAUCCCAUUUUUUGUUUUGUCUAAGCAGGCAUUUUGUGCACGUGUGAAGUGCUGCAGAUAAUCUUGCAAGGAGGAGUUACCAGCUGCAUACUUCCUAGGAUUUCAAAGCGAAAUGUGAGGUUGGUGUAUUCAUUUAUUCCUUCUCCGAUUCAAAAGCCAUAGGGUGUUUGUUUGGGGAAGGGCACAACAUCUAUAGAUAGCCGACACCUAUGAACCUGCCCAUGUUUUAAGAUCAGUUUGCGAGACCCUCCUUGGGUGCCUGCCAUUAAGAUCCAUUAGGGUGGUGGGCACUAUAGGCAGGGCCUUCUCAGUGCUGGCUCCCACCCAACAUAUACAGCUAGUUCCUUCAUUUCAGGUUUUAUACAAAGUUCUGAAAACUAAUCUGUUUUUGUCCUUGGCUGUUUAAAAUUAUUUAUCUAUUUAUUUUUGAAAUAAAGAGAGUACAAAAGUACAAAAUCAGCUGUCAUACAUUAAUGUUAUAUCCAUAUCAAUGGUUACAAUUCAGUUUUGCUCCAUCUUCGAACUGAUGGGAAAUGAAGAAAAGAAUGCACCUGCCUCCCACAAGAAAAACAGCAGACAUUUAUAUCCAUGUGAUCCAGGAAACAAAAAGUUCAACAUCCAAUUUGGGUUAAGUAAAAACUCUAAAUAAACAAUGACUCUUUCCUUUUCCCCCUGCCCCCAAAACCAAUGCAUGUAUCCAAGAAAUACGACUCAGGAAUGCAAAUGGAAGUUUCAUGGUGUGCAAUUUUGUGUGGUAUGUGAGCAGUGCCAGAUUUACGUACAGUGGUACCUCGGGUUACAUAUGCUUCAGGUUACAUACGCUUCAGGUUACAGACUCUGCUAACCCAGAAAUAUUACCUCGGGUUAAGAACUUUGCUUCAGGAUGAGAACAGAAAUCGUGCUCCGGCAGCACAGCGGCAGCAGGAAGCCCCAUUAGCUAGAGUGGUGCUUCAGGUUAAGAACAGUUUCAGGAUAAGAACAGACCUCCAGAACAAAUUAAGUUCUUAAGUCAAGGUACCACUGUAUAAGCUAAACAAGCUAUAGUUUAGGGCUCCACUCUCUUUGGGCCCCCCAAAAAAUUAAAGGAAAAAAACCCUGGAUGUACAUUUCCAAAAUCUAAGAUAAAAAACAACCAAAAUAAAACCUACAUACAGCAGCAGUGUUAUGUGUUGUGUAGGCUCCUAUGAUGUAAGCAAUGGGCCCCGCCUGCUAGCCUGCUCCCUAAAAUAUCACAUAUAAAGGGCCCCAUUACCCUCAGUAGCUUAGGGCCUCAUCAAACUUAAAUCCAGCCCUGUAUGUGAGAGAUAACAAAGAAAAGAAAAAUGGGUUACAAAUAAGAAAAAGUCAAUCCCUCAGAAUUCUAGCAUAAAAUUCUGCUUAAAAACCUCCAAGGAGAUUCCACCACCUUCUUCGGAAAUCCAUUCCACUGUCAAACAGCUCUGUCUCACUGUCAUAACAUCUAUGCUAUGUUUUUGUUAUGGAUUGGGCUCUGCCUACUGGUUCUCUUUCUGACUCCAGAUUUUUGUGGGACGGCACUGCUCCUUUUCUUGCAGCCUCUUGCACUGCAGGAGUUUGGACUAGAUGACCCUUGUGGUCCCUUCCAUUUCUACAAUUCUAAGAUUAACAACACAGUUCUAAUCAUGUCUACUCAGAAGUGAGUCCUAUUAGCUUAAGCUUUACCUUUACUCAGAGGUCGUUGUGCUAGGUUUGCAGCCUUGUUGUUGUUGUUGUUUAGUCGUUUAGUUGUGUCCGACUCUUCAUGACCCCAUGGACCAGAGCACACCAGACACUCCUGUCUUCCACUGCCUCCCACAGUUUGGUCAAACUUAUGUUAGUAGCUUCGAGAACACUAUCCAACCAUCCCAUCCUCUGUCAUCCCCUUCUCCUUGUGCCCUCCAUCUUUCCCAACAUCAGGGUCUUUUCCAGGGAGUCUUCUCUUCUCAUGAGGUGGCCAAAGUAUUGGAGCCUCAGCUUCAGGAUCUGCCCUUCCAGUGAGCACUCAGGGCUGAUUUCCUUCAGAAUGGAGAGGUUGGAUCUUCUUGCAGUCCAUGGGACUCCCAAGAGUCUCCUCCGGCACCAUAUUUCAAAAGCAUCAAUUCUUCGGCCAUCAGCCUUCUUGAUGGUCCAGCUCUCACUUCCAUACAUCACUACUGGGAAAACCAUGGCUUUAACUAUACGGACCUUUGUUGGCAAGGUGAUGUCUCUGUUUUUUAAGAUGCUGUCUAGGUUUGUCAUUGCUUUUUUCCCAAAAGCAGGCGUCUUUUAAUUUUGUGGCUGCUGUCACCAUCUGCAGUGAUCAUGGAGCCCAGGAAAGUAAAAUCUCUCACUGCCUCCAUUUCUUCCCCUUCUAUUUGCCAGGAGGUGAUGGGACCAGUGGCCAUGAUCUUCGUUUUUUUGAUGUUGAGCUUCAGACCAUAUUUUGCGCUCUCCUAGGCAUCAGCUAUGUUUAAACCACUAGGUGUCAGUAUCAACAUUUUAGAUGCCUUGACAACCAGGCAACUGGGAUUUCCCAGGCUCGGAAAGUAUGCAGAGCUUUCCUUCCCCCUCUGCAAAGAUUCACUGAGCUUAGUCAAACAGAGAUCUCAUGCUGUACUAUAAGAAUGAGUUCCCUGGGGAACGAGCUUGAAGCUUACGGCAAAACUUUCCUCCAAGGUAUGCAUAGCAAAAUGCCCCAAACUACCAAGCAAAGGUUCCAAUGGAAGAGCUUGUCUGGGGACUAUAAAUUGUGCAGGUUGGUUUGAGAGAUUUGCCCGAAUUAAAUAACAGGAACAGAGACACAAUUUAUGUGACUCUACUACAUUCCGUUUCCUAGCUUUGUUUUCGUGAAAGGCAUCCUUUGUUGUAUUUGCAUCCAGAAUUGAAGUUCUUUUUUAUUCAUGCCUAGUAAUCAGGCCAUCAAUAAACAAAAGGUUUAAGAGAACUGCAUAGCCAUAUCAAAUUGGCAAAAGUUAAAAUAAGCAUAAACAGCACACAAGCAACAAAAGUUAAAACAGAUAAACUGAACAAAUGUUUAUCUACAAUUAGAUAAAAGCAAAAUUAGCCUUAGUGGUGUCCUUUAAGAAUUUGGCAAGGAGGAAAAGGAUGGGGGGCAUAACUAGAAUGAGUUUGGCUUUGGCGCCACCUACUGGUGACCUCCAUUCUUUUUGCCCUACCAGUCCCAAUGGACACCAAUCCCCACUGCAUCCAAUGAGCAACAGAUAUUCAUUAAACCUAUUCCCUGCUUUCCAGCCAAGAAUGGCUCCCGAAGCAGCUUACAGUUAAAAUCCAAACGUACAAUAUAACUUGGAAUGUAUUGGUGUGGGUGUGGGUAUGAACCUAUCAGUCCUGAUGGACACCAGCUGCCACCACAACACCCGGUUGGCUAUGCCACUGGAUUUGCUUUCUUCUGUGUUGUUAGAAGACUAUCUCUUUUUCCAGCCAGGUCAUUACUGCUUUAUAGUACAUUUACUGAGCAUUUCCUACAUUAGGAAUUUAGAGAAGCAUAUAGAAAUUUAAUAAAUUCAGCCCAGACACUGAGGUCCAGCACCAAAGGCCUUCUGGUGGUUCCCUCACUGCAAGAAGUGAAGCUACUGGAAGCCAGGCAGAGGGCCUUUUUGGUGGUGGCACCUGCCCUUUGGAACGCACUCCCAUCAGAUGUCAAGGAGAUAGGUAACUAUAUAACUUUUAGAAGACAUCUGAAGGCGGCCCUGUAUAGGGAAGCUUUUUAAUGUUUAAUGUUUUAUUAUGUUUUUAUAUAUGUUGUAAGCUGCUCAGAGUGGCUGGGGCAACCCAGUCAGAUGGAUGGGGUAGAAAAUAAUAAGAAUAAGAAUAAUUCUGCUGAGGCAGUGGGGGGAGAGGAAUGGAACCAGGGGGUCUCAAGAUAAACCGUGGAAAAGUCGGCCAAGCCUGCUUUUGGCUUGCAGAUCUUUGUACUAAACAUCUGCAGUGCUAAGAAGUCCUUUUCAGAAAGAAGACACAGAACAGUCCCACCCACAGACCUGCUGCUGAGAGAGAGAAAGGCAAUAAUCAAAAUGAUUCAGAAAAAGACUCAGGAAAGGACAUGAGUAUGAGUCAUAGAUAGACUCAGGAUGACUGUGUUAGCUGAGCUGUUCUCCUAAACCUUCAAAAUCCUGUGAUGAUUUCAGCGCUGAGUAAAAGAAAAUGCUGGUAGUCAAAUUUCUGUUGGUGUGAAAUUUCUACAUUCUGAAUUGUAUGGUCCUAUGGGAAAGCUACACAUCCCCUUGGUAAAGGCAAGUUUUUAUUUUAAAAAAAAAAAGAAUAAAAUUUAAUUUGUUUUGCUUUAGGCCAAAUGACAUAUUGCGUUAACUACAUAUCUGUUGCUGUAUCCAAUGUGGCACUAAGCAACCUUCCUGUCACUGCAAGGAUUUAAACUUGCACAAUAGGACUCCUCCUGCUGCCCCCUCACAUUCCACACCCUCUCCAAAUCUGCUCUGGAGGGUUUAUAAUAAUAAUAAUAAUUAAUAAUUUUAUUAUUUAUAGCCUGCCCAUCUGGCUGGGUUUCCCCAGUCACUCUGGGCGGCUUACAGCAUAUAAACAUAAUAAAAACAUCAAGCAUUAGAAAUCUCCCGAUACAGGGCUUGGGAGGAAACCGCCAGAACAGAUUUUAGGAGCGCAUGAGAGGACAGGACGAGAAAGGGCAUUGAUGGAAUGGCUCCACAGUGUUACAGUGACUACAAGUCUGUGAUUUUAAGUGCCGGCAGGGACUUGCCUUGGGAUGCGGGUGGCGCUGUGGUCUAAACCACUGAGCCUCUUGGGCUUGCCAAUCAAAGGUCACGGUUUGAAUCCCCCCCCACGAGGUGAGCUCCUGUUGCUCGGUCCCUGCUCCUGCCAGCCUAGCAGUUCGAAAGCACACCAAAAAGUGGAAGUAGAUAAAUAGGUAAUACUCCGGCGGGAAGGUAAACAGCAUUUCUGUGUGCUGCUCUGGUUUCGGUGUUCCGUUGCGCCAGAAGCAGCUAGUCAUGCGGGCCACAUGCCCUGGAAAAACUGUCUGUGGACAAACGCCGGCUCCCUCGGCCUGUAAAGCGAGAUGCAACGAUGCCUUAUGAGGAACGGCUAAGGUAGCUGGGCAUGUUUAGCCUGGAGAAGAGGAGGUUAAGGGGUGAUAUGAUAGCCAUGUUCAAAUAUAUAAAAGGAUGUCACAUAGAGGAGGGAGAAAGGUGGUUUUCUGCUGCUCCAGAGAAGCGGGCACGGAGCAAUGGAUCCAAACUACAAGAAAGAAGAUUCCACCUAAACAUUAGGAAGAACUUCCUGACAGUAAGAGCUGUUCGACAGUGGAAUUUGCUGCCAAGGAGUGUGGUGGAGUCUCCUUCUUUGGAGGUCUUUAAGCAGAGGCUUGACAACCAUAUGUCAGGAGUGCUCUGAUGGUGUUUCCUGCUUGGCAGGGGGUUGGACUCGAUGGCCCUUGUGGUGUCUUCCAACUCUAUGAUUCUAUGAUUCUAUGAACUCCAGAGUGGUUCGCGUCUGGACUUAACUGUCAGGGGUCCUUUACCUUUUUAAAUAAUGGAAUACUGUACGAUAUAGUUUUUGUAAAAUAUGCAGGGAUUUAUAUGUAAAAUGAACCAUGUGACUUUUAUCAGUUUCUUUCCUUUAUAUUUAUUUUGUAUUUUAUUUUUUGAUUAAAAAAAAAAGAAACCCAAUUAUCUUUAAAGCUAUUUUUUAUCCAUUUAAAUUUAAUUAGAAUUUUAAGUGAAGAGUGCCUGUGUCCAUUCAGGUCCAUGAUUCUAGAAUGAUCAUGGGCUGGUUCCAUUCAAAAUGGAGAGUUUAUGUCUAGCCAAUGUGGCGUUAUGUGACUAAACCAUUCCCAACCCCAACCCCCCUCACAAGCAUAAAACCACAACCUCAAGGGUUUAAUUGUUCAGGAGGAAGUGACUGGGCUUUGAAUAAGGUGGGGGAAUGACUAUUAUGUAGAAGUGGAAAUAUUUCAUUCUGAGCUCAUUUUCAAAAGUAGCAUCUGAAAAGGUUUUUGGUUAAGAGAAACAGAGCUGGAUAUGAAAUUGGUACUCUAGGCCCAUCUGCAGUACAGUGCAGAUUUAAAGCAGUAUCAUGCCACUUCAAGCACUCAUGGCUUCUCCCAGAGAAUCCUGGGAACUGUAGUUUGAGAGUUCUUAGAAGAAUCCUAUUCCCCUCCAUAGCUAAUUCUCAGAGUUCCCUGGGAAGAGGACUAGGCUCUGGGAGUUUUAAAAGAUAAAGGUAAAGGGACCCCUGACCGUUAGGUCCAGUCGUGGACGACUCUGGGGUUGCGGUGCUCAUCUCACUUUACUGGCCAAGGGAGCCGGCAUACAGCUUCCGGGUCAUGUGGCCAGCAUGACGAAGCCGCUUCUGGCGAAACCAGAGCAGUGCAUGGAAACGCCGUUUACCUUCCCGCCGAAGUGGUACCUAUUUAUCUACUUGCACUUUGAUGUUCUUUCGAACUGCUAGGUUGGCAGGAGCAGGGACCGAGUAACGGGAGCUCACCCCGUCGCGGGGAUUUGAACCGCUGACCUUCUGAUUGGCAAGUCCUAGGUUCUGUGGUUUAGACCACAUAUUAUGGCCCUCCAGAUGUUGCUGAACUACAGCUCACAUCAUCUCUGGUCAUUGGCCAUGCUUGCUGGGGCUGAAGUUGUAAAUUCAGCGACAUCUGGAGGCCCAAUGGUUUUCCACACCUGGUUAGCGGAUUGGACUAGCGCUGGAGUAACCAUGAUUAAAAUCCUCACUCAGCCACUAAAUUCAUUUUGUGACCUUCAACCAGACCUUAGCUUAAUCUACCUCACAGGAUUGCUGAGACCACAAAAAUGGUGGUGAAGAGAAAUAUGUUCUCUGAGGGAAUGCUGGGAUAAAAACACAUAUACUUAAUAUAAUUAUCUUAUAUAAUUUACUUACUAUACAUAUAAUACUAAAUCAUCCAAGGGUCCUUCACCUUUACCUAUAAUACAUAUAACCCGACCAUACCUUAUUCACACUGCAAUCAAAGUAAAAAAUCAUGUUUAUUUUGAAGUAAAUCUCAGUGAGUUUAAUAGAGCCCCCACCUUUUCAUAGGAAUGCAGUCUUGACAGUCCAGUCCCAAAGGCGCUGAAUAAGAAGAAAAGUCCCAUUAAGCUUAUUGAGAUUUACUUUCAUGGAAGCAGGCUGUCAGGAGCAAGCCAGCAAUAAAUCACAUGGGGUAAGUGAAGUUAAUUCUUUAUUAAAAGAAACAGGAUCUGCUCAGGAGUAUCAGGUCUAAUGAGCACAGCAGCUCUUCUCUGUAGGUUUUACCCCUUUGAGGAAAUUGUGGAGGCCCACAGUAGCCAAAGGCUCCUCCUCUCCUCUUCUGCCACUCUCAAAUGUUUUUUUUGGGGGGGGGGUUGAACCCUAAGUUGUGGAAUUCCCUCCCCACAAAGAUGCACCUGGCACCUUCACUGUACAGUACAACAUUUAGUGAAUGUUGAAAACACACCUCUUUAUCCUUGCAUCUGAUGCCUGAGCAGUGUCAGAAACUGAGAUAAAUGGCACCUUAAACCUAGGUUAUGGGCGCAACAACGGAAUGUCUAGGUGCUCUUUUUUAGGUAUGCCCCACGGAGGACCUUAAGGUCCAUAAAUAGCAACACCCUAGUGUUCCGGGCCCUAAGGAAGUUAGAUUAGCCUCAACCAGAGCCGGGGCCUUCUCAACACUGGCCCCGGCCUGGUGGAAUGCUCUAUCUCAUGAGACCAGGGCCCUGCGGGAUCUGAUUUCUUUCCGCAGAGCCUGUAAGACAGAGUUGUUCCGCCGGGCCUUUGGCUUAGAAUCAGUUUGAUUCCCACCCCCCUCUUUCUUUUUCCUUUCUCCUCCUGUGAAGAGGCUGCAUCCUAAUGUUUUAAUGUUGUAUUUUAAUCUUGUUUUUUAAAUUGUAUUUCAAUCAACUUGUUUUUAUUAUUGGUUGUUAGCCGCCCUGAGCCCAGUCUUGGCUGGGGAGGGCGGGAUAUAAAUAAAAUAUUACUAUUAUUAUUAUUGUGUAUGUAUUAUUAUAAAUUUUAUUUAUAUGCCGCCCUCCCCAGCCGAAGCCGGGCUCAGGGCGGCUAACAACAAUAAAACAGUACAAAAGUACAGCAUAAACAACAGUCUAAAAUCAUUCGUUAUAAAAUUAAUUAAUUCAAGCCACUGGCAACCAUUAUUACCAUUAUUAUUAUUAUACAAAGCUGAAAAUGAAUGAACGGCAGCUAAAAUCUUAUACAGUGGUACCUCGGGUUACAUACACUUCAGGUUACAUACGCUUCCAGUUACAGACUCCGCUAACCCAGAAAUAGUACCUCGGGUUAAGAACUUUGCUUCAGGAUGAGAACAGAAAUCGCACAGCGGUGGCGCGGCAGCAGCGGGAGGCCCCAUUAGCUAAAGUGGUGGUUCAGGUUAAGAACAGUUUCAGGUUAAGAACGGACCUCUGGAACGAAUUAAGUACAUAACCAGAGGUACCACUGUGCAGUCAUACCUUGGGUUACUGACUCUUCAGGUUGUGUUUUUUUGGGUUACUGACCCGUCAAAACCUAGAAGUACCGGAACGGGUUACUUCUGGGUUUUGGCGGUUGCGCAUGCGCAGAAACGCUGAAUCGCAACCCGUGCGUGUGCAGAUGCGCCGCUGCGGGUUGUGAACGUGCAUCCCGCAUGGAUCACGUUCGCAACCCAAGCGUCCACUGUAUUCAUUUUUCACAUGGUCUAGUCCACAUCUGAAGAUUGCAAAAAACAAAGCCAUGCUUCCCCUGCCUGCCCCCCUAAUAUUCUUAAGAGGGUCUCUUCUCCAGUCUUCAGAGAGUGGCUGGAGGUGGGGAGGAAGAAAAAGCUCUUCCUUUCCUUCCACUCUGCAAUUUUAAUCUAAAACCUUAGACUCAGUACUGCGCCCAGAGCUCAGAAACUGCUCACGCUAAUUAAAUUCCUUGUCGCAAAACGCGCCUAGAACAAUGUGUUAUAAGAAAAUUUCUCUGUCUCCUUUGUUGGGUUUCUGGAGCCCCGUAUAGAGUUCCUCACGAAGGUCUCUAUUGGUUGGAGAGAAGAAGCAGAGGCCAACCAGAGUAUAUGGAAGCAAGGCGGCCAGUAAGCCUGAUCUUUAUUAAUAGAAAUACAGUAAGCUGUUGCAAAAGGUCCCCACUCACCACAAGCAGGAGGGAGGAGAACCCAGAACAAAAGAAAACCAUAAUUUGUAUACCUUUUGAUCCACAGGCAGAUCUUCCUGAGGCCUGCCCAGCAAGAACGUCAGUCGUAUAUCAGAAAUACAGUACGUCAUAGAAAUAUCAAUAACAUGCUCACAAUUACUUGUUGUCUUUUGCAGGAACAAACAGUGGAGAGCACAUUCCUAGGAAUGUGAAAAGGAAGUACCAAAGGAGCGUCUAAGACUUGGAGUUUUUCUAGCGUAACAGUGUAUAGAAUGUUGUAGUUUAAUGUUGAAUUUUGGAUAUAAUGGAGACGUAAAAGAUUUGGAUUAUUAUAAAAGAUGCAGGAGGAAAUGGUUAAGGAAAGGACCCACAAAGGGGAGGGCAUCAUGCAAUGUUGGGUGGGGGCAGAAACACCACUUAACAGCUUAUGAAUCCAUUGAAUGGAGUGGACUGACAUUGUGAACUGGUGUUAUUCAUUACAUUUUUUAAAAAAAUAAAUUUUUAUUAAAUUUUUCCACCAUAAUAACACAAGCCACAAAGCAGAAUAAUACACAGAAACAGAAAAGGAAAAAAAGAAGAAGAAGAAAGAAAAGAAAAGAAAAAAAAUGGGGGGAAGGGAGGGGGGAAAACAAUAAACAAAUAAACAAUAAUAACAAACUUAAUUCUUCACAAAUCCAACUUUUUAAACAUCUUGAUUGACUUCCUCAAAUCCCUCCCUUCUGAGUUUCCUUGUAAUUUAAAAGUAACAGCUUUCCAAUAUCAUUAUUAAACUAAAACAAUUUCCAAUUAUAGUCCUCUUAUUCACUUUUCUUGACAUUCUGAAUCCCAUUUAUUUAAUUAUAACUUAAUUUGUGCUAGGCCUAUUUGUUUCUUUCAAGUAAUUUCAAUUUUUUUAUAUUACAAUAUUUGUUCAAAUAGUCCUUGAAUUUCCUCCAGUCCUCUUGAAACUCCUCUUCUUUCUGGUCACGGAUUCUUCCAGUCGGUGUUAUUCAUUACAGACGCAGUAGAUGUCGCUGUGUAGCUGUCAGAGCUCCUUCGCUGCUUCUAAAAGGAAAAAACCCAUUUCUUACCUUUUGCCAGAUGCAACCUUAUACCCAAUUAUUAUACCUAGUUUCAUUUGGCUUAAGAUAAUUUCUUAUAACAAAUGGGAGUUUUGAACGCUGUGCCCGAGAUAUGUGCUUUCAGGGCCUGCCCUAUUCCUGUGACUGUAAUUUGUUUUAACUGUUUUUAGUACCCAAGUUUAAAUUGUUGUAACAUGCCCUGAGGCCUGCUGGCGAAGGGUGGGUAAGAAAUUAUUAUUAAUUAGAAUAAUCAGGGCUAUAUUUCUAGAGAAAGAGAUGCCGGAACUCACUAUGAACACCCCCUUUGUUCUCUGAGAAUGGCAAUGGCGCCCACCUGAGAGGGGCCGGAAGUGAGUCCCGGUGAGUUCUGGAUGAAAAAUAAUAAUAUAUUAUUAUUAUAUUAAUAAUAUAUUAAUAAUAAUAUUAAUAAGAAUGCUUGGGAUUCAACUAAAGUGGUACCUCAGGUUACAGAUGCUUCAGGUUCCAGACGCUUCAGGUUACAGACUCUGCUAACCCAGAAAUAGUACCUCAGAUUAAGAACUUUGCUUCAGGAUGAGAACAGAAAUUGUGCGGUGGUGGCACGGCAGCAGCAGGAGGCCCCAUUAGCUAAAGUGGUACCUCAGGUUAAGAACAGUUUCAGGUUAAGCACGGACCUCCGGAACGAAUUAAGUUCUUAAACCGAGGUACCGCUGUAAUGAGUCCUGUCAGUGGGUGCCCAGUGCAAGGACUUCCAUUUGCGAGACAGGGUCCCCCCCCCCAUAUGUUCCCCUCAAAUUGGCCCUGUGGUGGGGUCAAGAGAACUCCUGGAACAGCACACAAGGGGGGGAGAGAAGGAUCAUUUCACCUGGCAAGCCGAAAUGUUCGUGCUGAUGGAACAAUCCUCGAAUUCUUCCUCCUCCUUUUCCCAAUAAUAAUCAGUGCUUCCAAUCCUUCCUUGGCAAGCAGAGAGCCACUGGAACCGGCUGGGCUCAGAAGUUUUCCAUCAAUAACUUCCUAGUGUAGCCAGUGAGGUUCUUGGUUGAGAGCCCAGUUACCUUCUAAAUCCAGCCUGUGGAUGGUCCGGGGAUCAGCGUGUUUUUACAUGAGUAGAAUGUGUCCUUUUAUUUAAAAUGCACCUCUGGGUUAUUUGUGGGGCAUAGGAAUUCGUUCAUUCCCCCCAAAAAAUAUAGUCCGGGCCUGCACAAGGCCUGAGGGACAGUGGAGCGGCCCCCUGCUGAAAAAGUUUGCUGACCCCUGCGCUUAGUUUAUAGAUGCAUGGCAAAGGACUUAGCAAGGUUAUAAAGUUUAUGACCACACUAAACUCUUUUUGUUGUGCAUCUGCAUUCUGCCCUCCAGCAUCUGCUGAGGGAAGAAUACAGCUACACAAUGAGGGACUUAAGUUGGCUAGAAAGUUUAUAGCCAUACUGAACUCUUUGUUGUGCACCUACGGCCUUCUCUCAAGAGAGAUUGGAAGACAUGCGCCUGAAGCAGUAUGGGGGUAGAAUUUCAAACUGUGGUGAGAAAGUGGUCUGUGUUGCCUUUAGCCAGCUCUAUGCAGCACAAUCCCAUCCAUGUACCCUCAGAAAUAAGCCCCAUUAUGUUAAAUUACAUUAAAAAGCAGAGACAUCACCUUGCCAACAAAGGUCCGUAUAGUUAAAGCUAUGGUUUUCCCAGUAGUGAUGUAUGGAAGUGAGAGCUGGACCAUCAAGAAGGCUGAUCGCUGAAGAAUUGAUGCUUUUGAAUUACGGUGCUGGAGGAGACUCUUGAGAGUCCCAUGGACUGCAAAAAGAUCAAACCUCUCCAUUCUGAAGGAAAUCAGCCCUGAGUGCUCACUGGAAGGACAGGUCCUGAAGCUGAGGCUCCAAGACUUUGGCCACCUCAUGAGAAGAGAAGACUCCCUGGAAAAGUCCCUGAUGUUGGGAAAGAUUGAGGGCAGAAGGAGAAGGGGACGACAGAGGACGAGAUGGUUGGAUAGUGUUAUCGAAGCUACCAGCGUGAGUUUGACCAAACUGAAGGAAGCAAUGGAAGACAGGAGUGCCUGGCGUGCUCUGGUCCAUGGGGUCACGAAGAGUCGGACACGACUAAACGACUAAACAAAAACAACAUGUUAAAUAGGGCAUUCUCGCAACAGCCCUAUAAGGUAGGUAUGGCUGAGAGGAGAUUUUAAUCCAAAGCCUUUACGGUAGAGAUCUAAGAUUGUUCUACAGUGGGCCGUGGGAAGACAGGUUUGGAGGGGAUCCCAAAAUCUGGGGUUCUUUCCUGUGUAUGGAGGCUACAGCAGGCUACCAGCUCUGUUUCUGAGUCUCUUCCAUCCUACCUUAGACUCUCCUGCAGUCACAAACAUUUAUAUAGGUACAGGCUUUGGGUCUGCAUUUCUGCAACUUCUGAAACUCUUCCGCUGCUCUGAGGCUCUGGGAGUUGCUUCCUUUCAUGGAGGAAGGCAUUAUAUGUGUUCAUUGCAAAGGAGGAACAUUCUCUCCCCCAUGUAUGAAUCAAGCAUUUUGUCUGGUUUGAUUUCCAUGUCUGAGAUAUUCUCUUUAUCUUGUUGAUAAAAGAAGUCUAUUGUUUAAACAGGUCAUGCAGUUACAAGGACUUUUCUUUCAUAACCUCAGACAUAAUUUUCCAUCUUGUUAUAUAACUUUAAUUUAUUCUUCUGCUGUGAACUGACCUACUGGACUGGAAAAUAAGAUUGUAGGAUGCUCUCUCACUUCCCUGGCAGCGAGGUGCUCCUGGGACAGGGAUGCCUGAUCCACAGUGUGAUCCCAUCUUUGUUCUUACAGAUAUAAGUCCCACUGAGUUCAAUGAGACUGACGCCUUUCUUUGGGUUGCAGCCUGAACAGAGCAAUUUUGGCCUCUUUGCUUGAGGGCAAGGGCUGCUCUUAUUCAAUAGUGCUUGCUCCCUUUUCUUCUAUUCGGGAUUUCAUUUUUACAGUGCAAUCCUAACCAUGUCUAAUCAGACAAGUAAGGCCUAUCAAAUGGGAAUUGCCCCCAGGUAAAUGGGGCCAGGAUUGCAGCCUCAGUAUCAUUCGGAUUAGAAAGCAGAGGAGACUAAACAUGUCUUUGCAAUGUUACACACAGCACAGAGACUUCAGGGGUGCCAGCACAUACCCCAGCUUUGAUUUCCUUGGAAUGAAGGUCACCAGAGACUGUGGUGUCUUUGGGGUGUAUGGUUUUACUUACACAGAUACGUGAGCUGAGCGUAAGAUGAAAGUCUUCAUAGAAUUAGCACGCCAACAAAUCUUGCUCCCCCAUUAGGUUUCUCGUGGGGUUCCCAAAGAUAGUUUUGGGUUCAGCACAGAAAGCAAGGUCUUCCCAGCUCCAGAGGAGACCAUGCAAGACGGGCCUCUGGCCUGCUGUUUUCUUUUCACUUGGAAUGACCUUGCCUCCUGCUAGGGGAGAGGUGAAGACCUGCAAGUCCAGCAAGUCUAGGUGCUGUAUGGUCUCAGCUCCAGACUAGACCAGACUCUGUUGGUCCUCAGUGAGACAUCACCUCCAGCCAAGAGAGGGGAAGGAAGCAUCACAUCUGUGAUGGCCAACUCUUUAGUCAUAUAAAGAGAUGCUUUAUUAUGAAACCUUUAAGAUAAUAUUUUAGUUUCCUAUUAAUUAUGUUGCUUUGAAUGCAUACAUAUUUGACUUCUUUUGUAAUGCUUUAUUCUAGAUUGUUUUAUUUGAUCACAGAAUCAUAGAGUUGGAAGGGAUACCAUCUAGUUCAACUCCUUGCAAUGCAGAAAUACUGUCCACAUCUGUCCCUGGGUGGGCUUGAAACACCAACCUUCUGGUUCACAGCCAGAAGCACUAACCCAUGGUGCCACUGGGGGCUUCUUAAAUGAUGUCAUAAUGUAAACUGUUUGAGAUGUUUUCUUAAAAAUAUAAAGCAGUAUACAGUGGAACCUCAUGUUACGUACCGUUCCCCCUUUUGAACGCUUUGGGUAACGAGCUCCACUAACCCGGAAGUAGAUGCUCCUGGUAGCAAACUUUGCCCCGGGAUGUGAGUGGAAGUCAUGUGCCGGUGGCGCGCCAGCAACAGGAAGCCCCAUUAGCGAAAGCGCGCCUCAUGUUAAGAACGGUUUCAGGUUAAGAACAGACCUCUGGAACGAAUUAAGUUCAUAACCGGAGGUACCACUAUAGAAAUGAAAGGAAUAUGAUGACAAUGACUAAUGCUCAAUGGAUUUGGCUACACUGGUUUGACCACUGCAGCAGUUCAUUCUGCUACAAGAAUCCAUUUUAUAUACAUAAAACCACAAGUUUGGAUGGGCCCAACAGAUAUUAUCCAGACUAGUCCCCCAUCCUAUUUGCUUUAUUCAAACUUCCUUUAUUCACACAGCUACAAGCACAGCAAGGGAUGUGGGUGGCGCUGUGGGUUAAAUCACAGAGCCUAGGAUUUGCUGAUCAGAAGGUCGGCGGUUUGAAUCCCUGCGACGGGGUGAGCUCCCGUUGCUCGGUCCCAGCUCCUGCCAACCUAGCAGUUCGAAAGUACAUCAAAGUGCAAGUAGAUAAAUAGGUACUGCUCCGGCGGGAAGGUAAACGGCGUUUCCGUGCACUGCUCUGGUUCGCCAGAAGAAGCUUAGUCAUGCUGGCCACAUGACCCAGAAGCUGUACGCCGGCUCCCUCGGCCAAUAAAGCAAGAUGAGCACCGCAACCCCAGAGUCGGCCACAACUGGAUCUAAUGGUCAGGGGUCCCUUUACAAGCACAGCACAGCUGGAUGCAAAUAUUUUUAGAGGGGACCCUGUGUUAGUCUCUUGCAACAAAAAUAACAAUGGGCGUUAGCCUUUAAAAUGCCACAAAACUCCUGGUAGUUUUUGGAAGCAAAGAGCCACUUGAAGGACUGUUACCCUAAGUCAGACCCAGAGACAGAGUCCUGCACCUACAAGGUGCCUUUAGACUUGUUACAAUUCUUUCUCUUUCUCUGAGAUUUCAACUGACCCCCCAGCCCUGCAGCCGCCACUGCUUAACUGAAGUUCUCCAAACCUCUGCUGGGGUAUCUCAUUCAAGAAACAAGACACUUUGAACUGUGAGGAAACCAUCAUUGACUUGACCAUUAUCCCCCAUUCAUUAAACAUCAACUGAACAUCCUGGACCAUUAACUAGGAAUGUGACUAACAGAGCCAUGACACCUUCAACAAUACUCAGUUUGGUUACAGAAAAGAAAAACAAAGGAAUUAAGUGCCCUUCUUAAGCUAUUUUAACAUAAGCACAAAGAUGAAGGAGGAGGAAUCCCUCUCCUUCAGAGAUGGGGAUGGCUUCCUGGGGAGUGGGGAACAAUAGCAUAAUAGGGGGAUGGGGAAACUGUGUCUUGCCACGUUGCUGGAUUGCAACCUCUGCCACCCCUGUAAAAUGGCCAUGCUGACUGUUGAGGCUGCUGGGAGUUGGCAUCCAACAACAUCUAGAAGGCCAGAAAUGUUCCCUCCCCAUCAUGGGCAUAAGACAUAGUUUUUGGAUGUGUUUUUCUUUCCUAUGGACCAAUGCAGCUGCCUUGGUAGGGGUUUUGUUGAUGCUAUUAUUUUGCAAGUGAGAGACUGUUUUUCACCCUUCCCUUGAAGUAGAUUCAUCCCAGUGCGUCUUCUUAAGAACGUGAGAACAGCCUCUGGAUCAGGCCAAUCUAGUUCAGCAUCCUGCUCUCACAGCAGCCAACCAGAUGCCUAUGGGAAGCGCAAAGGCAGGACCUGACUGCUUUGUGCAAAUCAAGGCAGGAAGCCACUACCUGCGGCGACAAGGAGAGACAUUCCUUCUCUUGGUACAAACAGGGCUAGGUGUGGGCCAAAGGCACGCCCCCGAGCGGUGACCCGAUAUAGUGUUAUCCCUUCCCCGUGUCUCCAGCAAAUGGGCUGGAGCCGGAUAGUCGUUAGGACCAAUGCCUAAGCCAAUGCCUCUCAUUCCUGAAUUCAAUAAAGUUGUGGCCUAAUUCGCCCAUUUAACCUUAAACAUGGUGUCUCGUGUCUUUAUUUAUCCUGGUGGGGGGCGGGAACUCGCCACGCAAGGAGAGACAUUCCUUCUCUUGGUACAAACAGGGCUAGUGCAGACACACCUUAAGUGAAUACCGUACAUCCUGUGUUACAUGCAACACUGGGGUGCUUUGCCUCAAGAAAGCCGCACCCAGGUUUAGUUUAUUAGUUUCUGCAAUGCAUUACUGGGAAGACUGCUUGCCUACUGCCAUCAUACAUUAUCCUUCUAAAAUAUCACUUUUAAAUCUCAUGGGGAAACAAAGCAUCCUUACGUUUUCCAACUGUACAGUAAUUUUUCCAGGAACAAUAAAACCUUCCUGGUUCUGCAAGGCAGAUGGAAAACAGACCUAUGUGGCAGAUGACUGCCAUUCAUUCAUUAUAUUUAUCCUCUGCUUCUUUCAGCCAAGAUUAACUCAGCUGAAAGUCCACACAUAUGUACAAUAUUUUUAUGAGGAUUAUUUUUUUGGGGGGUGGGGAGGAGUAAGCUAUAUUCCUGAGUCCCCUAAUGAAAUCAAUGGACAUUACUUACAUCCUGGUCAUUAACUGGAUGGGUCUACUCUAAGUAACACUUUGUUGAAUGCCGUCCCUGGUGCCCUUCAGAUGUUUAGGACCAGGAACUUCUGUCAGCAGGAAAGCUGAGACAGAACAUCAGCUGAAUCAAGUCAGGCUGCUUUAUGGUGGUAAGUAACUCUUUUAAAUCCUUUGACUGCUAACAGAAUAAAUAUAUUAAAAAAUUCCUUCCAGUAGCACCUUAGAGACCAAGUAAGCUUGUUAUUGGUAUGAGCUUUCGUGUGUGUGGUAUGAGCUUUUCGUGUCUCUAAGGUGGUACUGGAAGGAAUUUUUUAAUUUUGUUUCGACUACGGCAGACCAACACGGCUACCUACCUGUAACUAGAAUAAAUAUAUGAUACUGCCACCUACAGUUAAACUUAAAUCUCUGUGCACCAAUCUGUCCACGGAGGCAGGUGAGCACAAGGAAGGAAGCAGACACAGUUUCCUUCUUUAGAAACUCUGGGGCUACCCAGCUGUUCCAUAUGGUAAGCAGCUCCUUGCUAAGGAGAGCCACCUGAUUUAUCUCCCAACUCCUGACAGAUGAUUCUCCUCUCCACCCCCUCACCCCCGGCACCCACAGCAGUGCCACUUCCCUUUGCCCAUGGAUUACUAUUCUAGAGUUGACAUUUUGCUGGCCCAUGGAUUUAGCAGCUGCUUAUCUCUGCCAUCUGAAACUGCUCCUGCUGCCGGGAGUCUGGCCUUAGCAGACGCGGGAGGCAAUGCAGCCAGGGACAGAACAUAUGGAUAUGAGACUAACCCAAGUUGUCUGUUUCUGUCAGGAUUGUUCUGUUGUUAUUUGUAAGAUGCUUAAAAUCCCCAGCACUAUAAUCUAAAAUGGGAUCCCUCCUCUAAACAACAACAACAGCAACAACAGCAACAACAACAGCAGCAGCAGCAGCAGCAACAACAACAACGGCUUAUAAUGUGAAGGUAAAGGACCCCUGGAUGGCUAAGUCCAGUCAAAGGCGACUAUGGGGUUGUGGCGCUCAUCUUGCUUUUCAGGCCAAGGAAGCCAGCGUUUGUCCACAGACAGCUUUCUGGGUCAUGUGGCCAGCAUGACUAAACCGAUUCUGGAGCAACGGGCCACCGUGACAUAAGUCAGAGUGUAUGGAAACGCCAUUUACCUUCCCGCCACAGCGGUACCUAUUUAUCUACUUGCACUGGUGUGCUUUCAAACUGCUAGGUUGGCAGGAGCUGGGACAGAGAAAUGGGAGCUCACUCUGUUGCGUGGAUUCAAACCGCCAACCUUCUGAUCAGCAAGCCCAAGAGGCUCAGUGGUUUAGACCACAGCGCCACUCGUGCAUAGUAAGGGAGGGCAACCAGAGGCCUCUGGCCUAAUUUCUCAUGGGUGGCAAUAAUGGAAAUAUGGAGUGAAGCAGUAUGCUCCUGGAUACCUGUUAAUUCCUAGCAAUACAGAGAGGGACUCUGUGUGAGAGUUUCCCAUGUUUGAGAAAAUGGUCACUUGUACCCCCCCCCAAAGGAGUAGGUUUGCAAUUUUGGCUCCAGACUGGAGGGCCAGGCCAUUUCAGUGGUUAGAAUCGACUUUUACCAGUUGAGACUGGGGCAACAACUAUGAUUGUUCCUCAAACAGGAAAACUUGGUAGAUCAUGCACUGUUACUUCAAGACCGGAUUACUGCAGUGUCCUCUAUGAGGGCCUCCCUUUGCACUUGAUCUGGAAGCUGCAGUUAUUGCAGGAUGCCGCUGCCUGUUUGCUGACGGGAGCAAAACCCUGUCCACUGCUGCUCAAGAACAGUACUGGUUGCUGUUCUGCUACUAGGCCAAGUUCAUGGUGUUACUGUUUCGUAUAUGAAGCCUUUAAAAGCUUGGGACCAAUUUACCUGUGAGAUUGCAUUACUCCAUAUAUGCCCACAGGACUACUUUGAUCUGUGGAACUGGCACUGUUAUAGAUGCCACAAAAUACUCGUUCUGUGUUUCUAAGAAAUUGCUAUUUCAGUGUAGCAGUGCCCAAACAUUGGAAUUCCCUGCCUAUUGGCAUCAGGUAGAUAGAUAGAUGCCUUCACUGUACACUUUUGGGAAUCUGCUAAAAACAUUUUUAAAAAUAAAGCCUAUUCAGACAUGUAGAAUGUUAACAUGUGUUUUCAUCUGGUUUUUAGUUUAUCAUUGAUUCUAAUUAUUUUUGAAUGCUUUAUAGGUGUUGUUAUUGAUGAUUUUAGUGCUCUAUUCCUUUUGUAAACGACUUUAAGGCUUUAUUACAAUCCAAUAGUAUAUCCAUCUUGCACAAUAAAAUAAAAUCAAUUCAACACAGAUGCCAAUAGGGACAAAGAUUUUAAUAAGGAUCGUUGAAAGAGGAAAGUCUUUAGCAGGUGUGUGAAAAGACAAUGGACAAGGUCCCUGUCUGAUAUGCAAAGGGCAUUCCAAAAGGUAAGUGCCUUCACACCAACAUCUUUAGUGGGAAGGAUUAUCCAAGUAGCUGGUUUGCAGGAGAUUCAGGGCAGGGAACAAAAAGUGUGGUGCAUAACAAAUGCAUAGAAUUAGCUGUCACAAGAUGUGAUAAUGGCUAUUAGCUAGGGCUGAGGAACCAGUGGAUAAUAGCCUAAACAAAAGAAUCUUGUAGUGCCUUAAAUAGUAAGUCUGCAAAUUCACCUUCCUGGGAGUUAGCCCAAUUGAAUUCAAUAAGUCUUAAUUGAGCACAAAGAAUUAGAAUUACACUAACACAUUUAAAGUGGUGUACUCUUUGGUUAUCAACAACAAUUUCUUUCACGAUUACCCAGUUAACUAUGACCACUGUCUAUACUUUUCUGCAUUUCAUUUCAUUCUUACCUCACUGUUUAUAAUUCCACACACACACACAUAUAUAUGCCUGCAACUCAGGAUAACACUUCAUGCGCAUGAUGAAGCAUGGGGCAAUUGUUUUGAAGGAGUUUUCUAGGAACUCAAAAGGCCGCAUUAAGAACAUGUGAAAGAGCAUUUUUAAUAAUUUUACGUUCACAAUUAUUUUAAUAGUAAAUGAUUACAAUUUGAAGAAACUUGACAUUUAAAACUUAACAAUAACAACAAAAACCCCUCCACAACUCCAAAAGGUGGUUUGUUUGUUUGUUUUACAAAAUCCCACUCAGCAUAAAUCUCUGCAACAGGCCUCCUGUCUCCGGUUCAAAGGAAGUGGACAACAGCAGGCCAGGGAUCAUAAUAGGCUGUACCAAUCUAAUUCAGAGCUAUGUUUAGCCCUGCAUUAACAACCAUACUUGUUCACAUGCCAUCCACCAGUAGAUUAGGCACAGCCACAACUCUUUCAGUUUGCCCUGAGUGGGGUUGGGCUUUUUGUUAUUUUUGACAGUUAUGGGCAACAGGUGGUGAAGACUCACCAAUAGUGAACAUGGGAGAUGUGGCGCUUCAGAAAAUACUUGCCAUUGUUUGCAUGCAUCAUCUACAAAUGCACCAUCUAUCCCUAGGAAGACUCUGGUGCCCAGUAUAAAUCCUGCUUUCACAAACCAUGUGAGUGAUUGGGUUGAUAGCAGAUAAUGGAUAUUAUUAUGGUUCUUUAUUCAUUGCCUUCCACAUAUAUGUCUUAGGGUGAUGUGAAAAAAAAAUAACAGAAGCAGCUAAAAAAAGUUUUAAACAGCACAAAAUUAAUUUAAAAACAAUGCAAAGCAGACACCCAUGGUACAGACCUAUCCAUCCAUCCUGGGAAAGCCUGUCAGAAAAAAGAUGUCUUCAAUUGUUUACAGAAAAUGCAGAUAGCAGGUCUCUGUCAUAUCUCAAUGGACAGAAGACUAUCCACAGACAAGUUCUAUCCCAGGCUUCCUCAACCUCGGCCCUCCAGAUGUUUUUGGCCUACAACUCCCAUGAUCCCUAGCUAGCAGGACCAGUGGUCAGGGGUGAUAGGAAUUGUAGUCUCAAAACAUCUGGAGGGCCAAGGUUGAGGAAGCCUGUUCUAUCCUAUGUUCCCUUAUGGGCAAGCAUGGUCUCCCAGAGCAAGUGCCUGAUGUAACACCUGGCAAAAGCAAGCUCACGCCUCUGAUUUUGUAUGCAUACUUAAGAUACAUAUGUAAGAGACUCGUUUAUCAUUAUGUUUUGGGAAUGAUUCAAGCUUUUAUGUAGCUGUAUUAUUUUAUGUUUUCUGGCUGUCCCUUGAGCAUAUUAUAAAGGAGUUGUGUUCUAUGUUAUAAAUCAAGUACUGCGAGCUGCUUGUUUUUGAAUGUAUUUCUUAUCAUUUAAAAAAUCCUGAAAGUGUGGCCCAGAGAAAACAGUUUGUGAACUGCUGCUCUAGAUAAAUCAGUCUCAGACCUGCAGUUGCUCCACAACCAUCCUCUCCACCACCUUUGCCAAGAAAGGGGUGAUGGUGACCAGUCUGUAGUUACUGUUGGGUCUAGGGUGGGUUUUUUGAAAAGUGGACACACCGCUUCCUUUUUGAGGACAGUGCAAAAAUGUGCAUUGUGCAAAAAUGCAUUUACCACACCUCCGACCCAUUCCGUCGCCCCUACCGUGGCCAGCUUAAAUAAGGCAGGGUAGACAAGGAUCUAAUGAAACAUCACUACAAGUUUCUUCUGCAGGCCACGUUAACUGGGGAUGAUCCCACAAUACAUGGCUUCAAGGUUGCAUUGGUCAUCUCGGCUGGUACUGCUGCAAUCAUGGCCACUGGGCCCAUCACCUCCUGGCAAAUAGAAGGGGAAGGGGAAGAAAUGGAGGCAGUGAGAGAUUUUACUUUCUUGGGCUCCAUGAUCACUGCCGAUGGUGACAGCAGUCACAAAAUUAAAAGAUGACUGCUUCUUGGGAGAAAAGCGAUGACAAACCUAGACAGCAUCUUAAAAAGCAGAGACAUCACCUUGCCAACAAAGGUCCGUAUAGUUAAAGCUAUGGUUUUCCCAGUAGUGAUGUAUGGAAGUGAGAGUUGGACCAUCAAGAAGGCUGAUCACCGAAGUAUUGAUGCUUUUGAAUUAUGGUGCUGGAGGAGACUCUUGAGAGUCCCAUGGACUGCAAGAAGAUCAAACGUAUCCAUUCUUAAGGAAAUCAGCCCUGAGUGCUCGCUGGAAGGACAGAUCCUGAAGCUGAGGCUCCAAUACUUUGGCCACUUCAUGAGAAGAGAAGGGUCCCUGGAAAAGACCCUGAUGUUGGGAAAGAUGGAGGGCACAAGGAGAAGGGGACGACAGAAGACGAGAUGGUUGGACAGUGUUCUCGAAGCUACCAGCAUGAGUUUGACCAAACUGCGGGAGGCAGUGGAAGACAGGAGUGCCUGGCGUGCUCUGGUCCCUGGGGUCAUGAAGAGUCGGACACAACUAAACGACUAAGGUAAAGGUAAAGGGACCCCGACCAUUAGGGUCCAGUCGUGGCCGACUCUGGGGUUGCGGCGCUCAUCUCCCUUUAUUGGCCGAGGGAGCCGGCGUAAAGCUUCCGGGUCACGUGGCCAGCAUGACUAAGCCGUUUCUGGUGAACCAGAGAAGCACAUAGAAACGCCGUUUACCUUCCCGCUGGAGCGGUACCUAUUUAUCUACUUGCACUUUGACGUGCUUUUGAACUGCUAGGUUGGCAGGAGCAGGGACCGAGCAACGGGAGCUCACCCCAUUGCGGGGAUUCGAACCGCCAACCUUCUGAUCGGCAAGCCCUAGGCUCUGUGGUUUAAUAAACGACUAAACAACAACAACAAAAUUGCUGCGGAGCGGAACAACUUUAUCCUUGAUUGCAUCUAAUUAUCGGGUGCUCCACAAAGGUCCUCCUCACCUCCCCCGUUUGAAAUUAUAUUUACAAAGAAAAGUGAGGUGCCAGCAACUGAAGUAACUAUAUAAUUGAUGGGCUGAAGCACGACAAUCCGGCUCGUGUUUUUCCUCGGAGGCAACUCCCACGGCGAGGCUUUAUCACGUCCCCUUUAAGAGCCGCUUCAUCACGUCCCCUUUAAUGGCCGCUGCCGUUGUCAUUCAGGGCCCGCGUGCCCGACGGCUGGCCGUUACCCCAUUGGUCCGUUACCUUCUCUUGCCAGCCGAUUCCUGCCACGCUGCAUCUUAUGAGUCCGCCAAACGGAGAAAAAAAUAAGUCCAGAUGUCCCGCCUACUACGGAAUCCUUACGCGGGAUUGGAGGGCGAAGGAGGACUGACAAGCGGCGGAAGGAUCUUGGGGGCGGUGAUGUGCCGUUGCCCACAACUACCUUAAACGCCGUUACCGGCCGCUCGGCUGCUCAGAGAGGUCGAGACUCUCCGAGGUGACUGACGUUUGAUAGCCGGGCAGGUAAGGCUGGUGAGCUGGGUAGGGCGGGGCGGCUUAUCCAUCACCCGCUGCACGUAGCUCCUGCAGAGGCGUGAGGAAGAGCCCUGCUUCUCUAACUUCUACCCAGCGCCUCACUUCCUUCUCUGCUCCCCUUUUAUUCACCUACGACAUAUUCUCCAUCUUUAGAGCCACCUCACUCAAGGCAAUUUGACGUGGGUUUUUUUUUAAAUAAAAAAACCUAAAGCCGUAUAAUAUAUACUUCCCCCUUCCCAAAAAACAAAAACCUUGUUGGGCUUGUGAGCGUAUGGGGAGCAUUCUCCUCACACCUCCCGAGGGCGCGGGGCUGAGGGCGGUUAGGUAACGGCCUGGCACGCGGCCUAACUGUCUGGAGGAAACCCCAGGAAAUGAAGGGGAGCUCCUGAGGCGCCGAGGUUUGCGAAGCACCAAAGUGCCCCCCUUCCGUCUCCAUAGAAACGUGGAGGGGGGGGGAGAGAAGAGAGGGCCAGGAAGCACGCACGUGGGGGGAUGGGGUGCUGCGCACGCGGGAGCGCACUUUUCGAGGUGCCCAUCAUGGCUUCCUCCAUCUUCACGCUCUUCCUACCCCCUUUGAUUUACUUCCUCGUUCUUUUUCCACGCUCUCUCUUUCUCUCCCCCUCCUCCCUGAAAGCCGCCUCUGCGCAUCCUUGAGCGCCCCGGAUUCCCUCCGCCCCCCCGCGCCAGCAGCCUCCCUCUCUGCUGGUGGAAGCGGGAGGUAUCGAGUUUCACCGCCUGCCAAUUGUGGCUUGGCUAUCAUAUUGCCAAGGGCCUGGUUUCAUGAGCGUUAUCGGGUCGCACCGAUAAGGCAAUCAGAGCUUACGGUUUCUUUGCUUUCCUCCCGGAUCUAACCCCAGUACCACGCAGGUUUAUGCCGCUAAAUCACAGUGGGUUGUAACCUAAGUUGUAUGCAGAAAAAGUCCGUUGAAAUCAAUGGACCCGAGUUACCCAUGUUCAACCCUUGAGAAGGACCAACACCCCAUGGUGCUUACUCAUAAAAAAGAAAAGCACGCGUAGCAUUUGCAGUCUUAUUCUGACCUUCUCGGGUAAGGAUGCUUUUCUCUAGUUGCCUAAGGUGGUAUUUUAACUCCCGCAUGCCUUAGAGUGAGUGCAGAGAAGGCAAGACUUCCUUGGGAGCACAGUCUACCAUGAGGCGUUUCUCUAGGGUGACCUUGGCCAUUGCAGCAGCAGCUCUGUGCAGGCCAAACAUUUCACGCUCGCGGGAGUAGGAACAAAUACUAAGAGAUUCCAUCAGUGUGGUUGCCUGCACCUAUUGUUGCUUUUGUGACAAUAUUGGGGUGGUUUUUGGAAGAGGCAUAACUAAGGAACCAUAGCGUAUCAGUUUUUUUUUAUCUGGAAGCAAGUUUCACCUUCAUACUGGUUUGGUGGGGAAUGAAUAAUUGCAGCUUGUGAUCAAUAUUUCUCAGAAUAACAAUAAAUAGUGCUGAAUGAAAACAAUAGGCACAGAAGUUGUAGAGAAACUGUUUCACAUAGGUAAGGUUGUCUGAACCAUAACAGGUUAGGAAGCUGUCCAGUAGUCACAGUACUGCUACCACACCAGAAAUAGGUUCUUUAUGGUAUUCUAUAUGAUAUUCUGUACAGGGGUCCACAAACUGGCUACUAUAACAGUAGGUAUUCAUUUGUUUAGUAGCCAUGCUUCAGGCAGAGGUUUGGUGGUGCUUCGAAGCAGUAUCUCCAAAUCUUGAUGUGAAAUGAGAUUGCUUCCCAUUUUUCUGAGACAUGAAAAUUUAGAAGGGGAGGAGUCAUUACUAACUGCUCAACCCAUGGGCUUUUUUACAGAUGUGAUGUAAUUUCCAUUUACUGGAAGAAGGAAAUGACUGAGCGAUUAGCACAGUUAAUGGAAAUUUAAGUAACCAGCUUAAGUUGUUUCUUCUUAUGUCAAUUCUGCCUGCCUGCUGGAAAUACUUUUGGAUAAAACAGCUAGGGGGACAACCAUUUAUUUCAGUUUAACAUGUUCUCUCUGUAUCAUAAAGUGGUACAAACCUGUGUUUAACCUGUAGCAGCUUUCCCUUGACAUUUGUUGCCAUCAUGUACAAACAUGUCCACAAGCAGAUGGUUCAGAGGGGAGAAGCUUUGGCAUGCAAAAUAGGGUGCCGUAGCCCUUUUAUUUGGCUAUAAUUUAUUUGAAAUCUCUGUAGCUGAGUCAUCUUACAUUGCCAAGGCCAGUUGGAACACAUGCAGUUGGUGCAAAUCUUUUCAACCAGGAAAUGACUUAAACUGGAAAUGCUCAUAUAUAAAAGCUUAGCUUUUCAGGGAACAGAAUUAAUGACAGUAGCUUUAUAUAUGUUUAUAAUUGUUUUAUUCAAAUAUGUCUAUAGAUGUUUAAUCAGACAUAUUAAGAACUCAGCUUUUCCAUGAUGCUGUUGGCUUGCUGCAGUAUUCUGUGACUUCUAGCACGUAGGAUUUGAAUGAGACUGUAGUAACAGCCUAUCACCACUACUGUCUCUGUGCGCAAGAAAGCUUCAGGCAAAUGAUGCCGCCGAUGAGGGCCCAACCAAUGUGUCUAAAUUUAGCUGAGGGCUUACACUUUUGACUGGGAAUAAAUUCAUUCAUUUCACUUGGUCAGCAAAGUAGUCUUUCCUUUCUGAAAAUGAAGGAUUAUUAAAGCAGCACAUCCUAGUGAAGUGGUAGUUUAAAAAUUAUGUUGGAAGUUGAUAGAGAUUAGAUAAAGGCAUAUUUUAAAGACAUAUUUUAGUGAAUAGUGCAUGUGUUCUUAAAAUAGUGAUGAUCCACCUUUUUGCAAAAAGAAUAGCAUGGGGCUAAAAUGUUUUAAACCACUUGCCCUGGGAUAUCCCAGUCUUAUCUGUUCUCACUAACAGCUCACAAUAUACUUAGGUUUAAAGCUUAUCGCAUAAAUAAGCCUUUCUUUGUUUGUGAGGUUAUAUUAGAUUAUAUUGCCCUGCCUGCUUGUUCAUCUGUUCUGUUUUGUGUUGAGGGCCCAUGUGAUCCUCUAUUUAAAAUUGAUCUGCACUAAAUUGAAAUCCAUCACCUUAAGAGUUGUAGACUACAGAUAACCUGGUUGGAUCAGAGUAUUUAAAAUAUUUGGGGUAACUUGAAGUGUGUGUUUGGUGUUUUGGCAUUGGUACAUUUCCAAAAAACUAUUGGAAUAUGCUAAUGCAGUCAGGCUACUGUCUUGUACAGAUUAUAGGGAAGCAUUUAUAUACUGCUUAUUCCACUAAGUUUUUGGUAGAUAAAAUGUGAUAAGAAUUUAAGAAUUAGAUUCUCUAAAUUAGGUGAUAGAUGUGAUGGGGGGAUCACCUCAGUCUGCAAUAAUGAAGAGUGUUUAAAAGCCCUGUUAUGAGUUGGGGUGACAUAUAACUCCGGAGUGGCAUAUAAUUUUUUGAGGUCUAGGCAAAUUCCAAUACGUAUCUGUCAAAUUUCUUGGAUACAUUGAUUUGAUUAUCCUGUUCACUUUAAAACAAUAGUCUCCUUCUACUUGGCAAGAAAAGAAAAUGUGGAUUCAGGAGAUUACUGUUAAAGUCUUUAUUGUUUUUAUAAUGUUACCUUAUGUCUAAUUGUAACAUACAUUGUAAUUGAUAGGCAGCAUGUUACAUUCCUUGUACAAAUGACUGCUUUAAUAUCUGGAUUUAGUAAACAUACUGUACUAGGACCACCUUCCUAAUUUUCAGAGGGAUGCUUGUUCUACCCCCAAAUAUUAUAUAAUGGUUUUUAGUUAGGCCAGCAUAAUAUGUUUACUAAUGUAUGGGAAGGUGCAAACUUUUAUAUUUCUUUAUUGAAAAAUUAAAAGUAUAAAAUUAAAAGGGCACAAGGUAAAAUAAGAUGUGAAAAGAAAAAAAAUAUGUAAACAACAACUCAUUAGUUUUGUGUCAUGUAUUGAAAAAGUGGAGCAGUACCAAAUGUGGCAGUAAAUGGAGAGUAAGAGUCCCAAGUUUCUUAAUACUGUUUCCCAUUGCAGUGUUGUGCCAAAGUUUUUUGAAGCCUACAAAGAGAUGUCAUUGGAGUAGGGGGUGGCUUCCCCAGAAACAAGAUGAUAGUUUCUGGAUGAUAGUUUACCCCAUAAGAAAAAUGCUAAGCUAGACUAAUUUAGUAAAGAGUUGGGGCAAGCUUAAGCUGAAAGAGUGCCAUUUUAAUAAUACUUAAAUAGAUUUUUGCAAAAGGUUGUAUAAAUAUGAACCUGGUUGCAUAAGAAUCUUCCUGUGCUGGGAAGACAUUGGUCUGCAUCACUGCAGGAGCUAUUUCCUGUCUCUCUCCCCCCCCCCCACAGCAUACUUCUGUUAAUUUGAAAGUGAGUCAGCAUCUUCACUGAGGCUAGAGCUUGUAUUUCCUCUGAGAAUUGGCUUAUUCAAAGGGAAGGUGAGGGAUGAGAAGGGAGAAUGAUGCUUGCAAUAAGCUGAAUCUGAAUCGGAUGAGUUAAAGCUCUGACUACGAGGGAAGCUGCACGUACAGAGGUCCUAACCAGAAAGGGUGGAGCUAAUGCACAUGGCCUAAAGCUGCUGGGAAUAACUGUACAGCAAAAAGGGGAAAAGGUUUUACUCUUUGAGAGUAAUUAGUAUAAAUCAGAAGUGCUUGCAUUGUAGCUUGUUGAGCACAAUAUUGAGAACACAUUGCUAGUGACAACCAUUUGUUCCAGGGAUAGCAUGUGAAGCCAACAUCUUGUAGAGUCAGAACACAUUGAGUUCAGUGGUAGGUCUUUUUUCCUGGAUGCCUGUCUUAUUUUUUUUUAGCUAGCUAGCUAUACACAGAAGUUAAAUGUGUGUAAGUUGCAAGUUACUUAUAUAGGCUGGCUGCCAAAGUGCAGUAUUAAGUGUAAGACUAUUUAGUUCAGGUUUACUGGGUUAGUUUUAAACUUCUAUUUAGAUUAAUCCAUUAUAUGUUUGGCAGUUCCUAAACAUUAGUUAAAUAAGUGUAUGCAAUAUUGUGGCUCUUUUAUGAUAAUACGGAGCAGCAAACACUCAGGUUGCUCCCUCCUUGGUUGAGCACGCAUUAAUGCAAUGCUGUGCAUAUGUGCGGUUUAUAUACACUCAAAACGGCAUAGAAGUAAGUUGAUUUGCUGGCUGCAACAGACCUCAGCCUGUUCAGUCUGUCUCUUUGCCAGUCUGAGCAUGGGCUGAAAUCUUUCCCUUGGAGUUAAUCAAUUUGCAAUGAAGGGCUUCAACCUAUCAUGUAGGAAUCUCUUCUGCAUGGCUACAUCCCAGGAAUGUAUUAAAUGGGAAACAUGUUCAGUUGAUUGCUGCAAGGUCAGGCAGAUGUAUUUCCUUUAUUUCUUCUUUUAGAUACCAAAUCUCAGCAGCCAUGUCGAAACAACACGAUGCUUUCAUCCAGACCCAGCAGUUGCAUGCUGCCAUGGCCGACACAUUCCUGGAACACUUGUGCCGUCUGGACAUUGACUCUCCCCCAAUCACUGCAAGAAACACUGGCAUUAUCUGCACAAUUGGUAAGUGGAGUUCAAUCACAAAUUUAACAUAAAAUUUGAACACUAUUUGCUCUGCCAUCUUACGGUUUUUACUAGCCUACUCUACACAUCGGCUAAGUCAAUUGCCUACCUGAGUAAAGUUUUGAAAGAAGCUUUCAGAUAAAUAUUGAAAUACAGUGGAACCUCAGGUUGCAAAUGUGAUCCGUGCGGGAAGCACGUUCUCAACCUGCAUCACCAUGUCUACGCACACGCGGGUUGAGAUUUGGCGCUUCUGCGCAUGCGCAAAGCGUGAUUUAGUGUGUCUGUGUGAGCGCCGAAACCCGGAAGUAACCCGUUCUGGUACUUCCGGGUGCAGUGCGCAACCCGAAAUUGCAUAACCUGCAGUGUCUGUAACCCGAGGUACCACUGUACAAAUAGAUCUUCAUAUUAGUUGUUUUUAUUAUAUUUUGUACAUAAUCUCAAGAUAUGUAUGGAAGGCAAGUAACAACAACCACAAUAACUGCUGCUAUAAAAACGAGCAUAUUUUCCGAUAGAUAAUUUAUGUGUAUUUCUUCUAGCAGUAUUAGUGAGAAGUGAAAAAGUAAUGAAUGUAGCUAGCAAACUAGAAGAUGGGAGUUAGUCAGGUACUUGGCUGUGUUUGAACAGCCUCACCUUUGCCCCCUGCACAAGAUUAAGGAAGUAAAACCCUGUAUGCUGUGGACAACUUACUUAUUACAUUUAUAUCCCACUCUUCCUCCCAAAGGAGCCAAGGGGAGCAAAGAACAAAUAAUAAACAUUUUAUGGCUGUUAUGAAUAUUUUAAUAGUUGAGAGGCUUUCUCAGUAAACUUGUUCAUUUUGGCUUAUGUGCCCAUCUUCAUGUUAUACCAGCUAGAAGGCUAAACAUAAGUUUUUUUAAUGUUUUUAAGACUUAAAUGUGCAUUUCUCGCUUAUUAUGUUUAAUAAUAGCUUAAACAGUUAUUUUGCAGACAAGAAGACAAAGGCAUAGAGUAGUAGAAUAGUCGUCUUAAGUAGCUCUGGACAGUUAUCUGGACUUUAAUACUCUGUUAGCAAUGAUUUCAGUGGAUCUGCUCUAAGUAUGACUUAGUUGAAUACCGCCCGUAGACUUGUAACUAUUAACUGGCAUAUGCUAAAGAAACUUCAUUUUCAAAUCUCUAGGCCCGGCUUCUCGGUCAGUGGAAACGCUAAAAGAAAUGAUUAAAUCUGGAAUGAAUGUUGCUCGUCUCAACUUCUCUCAUGGAACCCAUGAGGUAAGAGCAGAUUUGAGGGCAAAUAUUGCACUCACUUGAGAAAGAACUGUUCUCAUUAGAUCAAUCCUAUGUUUUACCUUGGGGCUAAAGACUUGAGGCCUCAUUUAUCCAGUCUGCUGUUAAAAAACACACACACUUUAAACCAAACAUUCCAACAAAUAUGGAUGCUAAGAGGUUUGUAUAUCUAAAAGUGCUACUGAGUCCUUGUUAAAAGGCUGGUAAAAUACAUUUUCUUGUUAGUCUUCCACUUUCAGAUAAAUGUGGUAGUCCAAACCUUAAAUGAACAGUUAAAACUGCAUGUAGCUGGAAAGCAAAAUGAUGAAAUGAGUUAACCAAAUAAUUUCUCCAAGAAGAUCAUGGCCAGCUUGAAUACGGAACUGUGUCCAUGCAGCCACUGUGCAGACUUUGGAGACAGAGCAAAUGUCAGAGGCUGUGGAUCUCAAAAAAAGAUGCCUGUUACAAGUACAGCAUGUCCAUUUCAGUAUUCACUGAAAGUUCACCUGUUAAAGGUCACUCCUCUGUUACCAGAUACUGCUGAUGCAUGCCUGACUUCCAAACAAGAUCUUGAAACAUGUUCACCCUUGUAGCCACAAACAUCUCCUCCUGUUAGGAGUGGUUAAAUGAAACUGCUAUGCUCUGGUUCAUAGGGUCUGCUCAGGUACAGUGUCAUUUGAAGCUGCUGCUCCUUUAUUAAGGUUAUAGCAGUACCUAUAUUAAGAAAAUUUAACCAGCAUUACUUUUUAGUAUAUGUUCUAGUUAUUUCCCUGCAAAAUUAUGAGAUCUGCAGGGAGCCAGUUAGAUAUGACUGAAAUGGAGUUGCCAGUCGGUUAAGAUACAGCACAUCUGCAAGGCUUGCAAAGUAAGAUUGGGAAUAAAAUUAUGUUGAUAGGAUUUUGGCACUUUAAAAGCAGAGUGCUUAAGGUCACUAGACUUGCAAGUAACUUGCAGUAGAAGGCAACCCCCCUUCUAUAAAUAAAACAGCCUUCUCACUAUUGCUACAGGAUGGGAGGCUCUCAGGCUCCCAUUCCCGACUGCAACUUUCCUUAAAGGCCACCUGAAUGCCUUUGGGCUGGCUGCUGUUAACUCUUUGAAAGGUCAAGCUGCAAUCUGGGCAGCAGCUUGCAAAGUUAUGUUAGCUAAGAAAGUGUUUUGGCCUCUUCUAUUGGUCUUCUCUUUAAAAGGCAUCCAUGCUGAAUGUGCAUAAAAUACACCAACACUCCUAGACUGUUUUAUUUUAGAAACUACUGUAUGUGAUGAAUUACAAGUGAUCAUUUUUACGCGUGCACACACUACUGCAGUAUGUGCACAUAAGUCUUAUUGGUGGUGGUAUUAUUAAAUUUCUAUACCAGUCUUCAUUUUAAAAUAAAAUGGGUAUGCUUUUAACAGGCAGUGGAAGCUCACCACAGUAGAUGUGUGCCAUAUCUUAAGUGGGAGAACCAUUUCACAAAGUGGGCCCCUUUGGAGAAGGCUGCCUUGCACCUCAAAAUUCUGCAAGACUGACCCAAUAGGUUCGCUUCUCAAGUUCUUUGGGAAUGAGCAGGUCUAUACAGGAGAAGGUGUUCUUUCAGAUUGCCUGGUCUUAAGUAGUUUAGGGUUUUAUGAAUUAAUGACAAAACCUUAGACUUUUGCUUGCUAGUAGGGUGAUGGUCAGUGCAGUCUCUAGCGCAGGUGUUAUAUUUGCAUGGUAGGAUGCUUCAUUUGGUAAUCUAGCUGCUACAGUUUGUAUCACGCAGCUUCCGUACCAGCCUUGAAGGCAGCCCCACCUUGGAGUGUAUUGCAAUAGUCCAGUCUCCAGGUUAUCAGUGCAUGUGUCCCUGUAACUAGGCUAUCCUGUUCCAGCAACAGUUGUGGUUGCCACAUGACCUAAAGCUGCAAAAAAGUACUGCUAACCACUGAGGCCACUUAGAUCUCCAAUAACAAAAGUGGAGGAAGGAGUUCCCUCAUCUGAGUACCUAUUAACAGAAAUAAGGCUGGCUAUCAUCAGCAUAUUGAUGGUACCAUGCUCCAAAUCCCCUAAUCCUGCUCCCACUUGCUUUAUAUAGAUAUUAAAGAAUGUUGGGGACAAGAUGGUUCACUGUGGCAGCCCACAGGACUACAGUCUGGGAGUCAGAAACAAUCACCAAAUGCUCUCUGACACCAGCCCUUCAGCUAACACAGUGCCUCCCAAGCAAUGGAGACUGUUGUGGAGGAUGCCAUGGUUGAUGGUAUCAAAAGCUGCUGUGAGAAGCAAGCAAGAGUAGCAGAUCUCACUCCCUUUCAUGAAAGGCACCCAUCUGGCAACAGAGUGAGAUUUAGUCCCCAAACCUGAUCUGAACUCAGAGUGUAAUGGGUCUAAAUAAUCAGCAUCCUCCAAGACCAUAUGGAGCUGAACUGCAACUAGUCUCUUGAACUCUUUGCUUCCAAAGAGCUACUCGGCAGUAGUAGCUGAAAACUGGGUUCAGGAGCAAACACACUACUGUCUUCUUACUAAAGUUUCACCUGGGAUCCUAAUGUCCCACUGUUAAUGCAAUUAAAGUACUUAAUUUCUGAACCUGUGUUAAUGCUGAUUAGUUAAACUGCUGUUCUGUAUGGUGAUCAAAUGAGCUAGUUAGCCACUUCUCCUGUUUUUUCCUGCAGAAACUUAAUAUUUGGCAUGGCAUGGUACCUUGCUGCUUUCUUCUUUUAAUAGCUGUAACAGUAAAAGUUUACAUAACCUUGAUUGCAAACUUUGCCUGUCUUCUAUUGCUGUUUGAUCAAGAUAAGCAAACAGUUUUCAUAGGCUAAUCUGUGAAGUGAAACCUAUCUGUUAGUGAGGAUUCAGCUAAUCUGACUUUGACUAGAGGUGAAGGCUCUUUUCAGCAGAGCUCUGUGGAACUGAUAAUUCUGGUGCUAGAUGAAGAUGAGAGCUUGGUUACCACCUAACUUCAAUCAAUCAGUCAGAUCUUAUUACAGUCAUAGACCAGCAUACACCUAACUUCAUUUGCAGCUGGCUGUAUCUGUCUGAUACAUUGCUAUCAUUGAGCAAUGGAUGAAACAGAGUUUGUAAUUCGCAACUUGCAUUUUAACUUGAGUGCAUUCAGCUUUAAGCACUUAGCAACUUAAGGGUAAAAAAUGGAAAGGGGGAGAGACUUUGUCAGUCCCACCUGCCUUUAAAUCCAAUGUGUUUUGACUAUACAGUUUUGGUUUAUGCACUAUCCCUGGAAUGUAACACUUGUAAAAGUUGAGAAUCUCCUAUAUUGUGUUAAGUUUUCAAAAUAAAAUAUGGAAGUCUUAGGCCAUAUUUGUCUGUGCUAUAAACUGUUCUUCAUCAUAUUUGACAAGAUGGCAGUAAAAGUUAUAGGAUGUAUUAAUAAUGAAUAUAUAUAAUUGUCCAGCUUCUAGACAGAGCCCAGGCAAAACAAAUUGUAGUGUCCAUUGCAUCUAGUUAGCCAGACCUAAGGCAGCCAGCUCUGUGUCAAGGUAAGUGAUUAUUUCUGUUCUGUAACCCUUGUAUCGUCUGUAUUAGUACCAUGCAGGAACAAUCAAGAACGUUCGAGAAGCUACUGAGAGCUUUGCUUCUGAUCCUAUUUCGUACAGACCUGUUGCUGUUGCACUGGAUACUAAGGGACCUGAAAUUCGCACUGGACUCAUCAAGGGGGUAAGUGUGUCACACUGUUUUGUUCUUUGUCUUAUUACUCAUUGUAACAGGUAAGAUCACUCCCUUCCAAUAAACAUCAGUAAUAGCCUCCCAGAUGACAAUGCUGCAGUUUCUUAUAGUAUUGUGCAGUCUGCUGCUCCAUGCAAGGAUCUGUAGUCAGGGGUACCAGUCAAACACUGGUAGUCAAAGGAGAAUAGAACAGUUCAUUUCUGACCCAUCUAAAACCAUAACACAACUGUAUUUAGAACACAAAGUUGUUCAUUCUAAUUCAGGACAGGAUGUAGUCUUCCCCACAAAUCCAACAAGAGUCAUAUGCCAGAGGGCAUUCAGUCUACCUAAGUCUUGGUGGAAGAAGGGAAACUUCUUCGUUUUCUGCCCUUUAGCUUCAUGUUUCUGCUUCCAGAUGUACAAUGCCUGGUUUCAGUACUUGUUCUGAGAUUAUCGUUGAAAAUUGAGGGAAUUAUAGGGUUAUCCUAGUAAGUUUAGUCUUUCUGCUGCACUUGUUGCAUUUAGACUGUGGCAGCAGUCAGGAUGGCUUAAUUCUGAGGGAAGGGGAUAUCCUCUGGCAAUGCCAGUAACAGUUAUUUGUCCUUCCAGAGUGGUACAGCAGAAGUGGAGCUCAAAAAAGGUGCAACUUUGAAAAUGACCCUGGACAAUGCCUUUAUGGAGAAAUGUGAUGAGAACACACUUUGGGUGGACUACAAAAAUCUCACCAAAGUUGUUGAUGUUGGCAGCAAGAUCUACGUGGAUGAUGGACUCAUUUCCCUGAAAGUUAAGGAGAAAGGUGUGUUUGGAAGGCAUUCCUGUUAUUGUGGGCAUACCUUAAAUAGGAAUACAUAUUUAUGUGGUGAUGCUACUUGCUAUAACAGUGUAGUAUUUAGAAACUGCAUAAACGUAUUUGCUUUCAGCAUAUUAGAAACUGAUACGAAGAAACCAGGUGUCUGCAUUGUGAGAGAUUAGGAAAGAAAUUGGGGGUAAUUAUUGUGGACACAAGAGGAUAAUUAUUGUGGAAAUGAGCUUAUUUUGAGUUAUAAUGCUGAUUCUUGGAACUCUGUGCAGGUGCUGAUUUUGUCAUCACUGAAGUUGAAAAUGGUGGGCUGCUAGGCAGCAAGAAAGGUGUAAAUCUGCCAGGUGCUGCAGUAGACCUUCCUGCUGUUUCUGAGAAGGACAUCCAGGAUCUAAAAUUUGGUGUGGAGCAGGAUGUAGACAUGGUGUUUGCUUCCUUCAUCCGAAAGGCAGCCGAUGUUCAUGCUGUCAGGAAGGUGCUGGGAGAAAAGGGAAAGAAUAUCAAGAUCAUUAGCAAGAUAGAAAACCAUGAGGGUGUACGUAGGUAAGUUGGUUAUUAAAUUUGUAACAACCCAUUUGACAUGUGACUUUUCUUGGAGCAGAUAUGUUUCUUGAAAAGUGAGCUGCAUGCCCGGUUGCACCUCCUAAAAUGGGUCAGUAGCUCUGUACUUGCUGUUGAGUGUUGACAGUACGCUGUGAAGGAUGCAUAUUGUGAAAUUCAGUGCUUAGAAGGAUCCUCCUUGUGUGCUCAAAUACAAGGUGGCAGAUAAUUCUUCGGAAGUGGGCUUGUCAGUGACUUCUUUCUCUUGAUAUCUGGGACAAUGUGUGGUUUUGGUGUGCUACAGUAUUCUGAAAACUCCAUAUAAGGUAGAUAAGCAAUUUGACUAUGACCCCUUGCACCCGCAUUCAGUAUCACUUUCACAAGAAAUAAUUUUGUCUUUUGUGCAUUUCAGGUUUGAUGAGAUCAUGGAAGCUAGUGAUGGCAUCAUGGUAGCCCGUGGUGAUCUUGGUAUUGAGAUUCCUGCUGAAAAAGUCUUCCUUGCCCAGAAAAUGAUGAUUGGUCGAUGCAACAGGGCUGGCAAGCCAAUCAUCUGUGCUACUCAGGUACUCGAAGAAAAGUUGGCUCUGAAGGCCUGUCCUUCCUACACAUAUGGGCUAUGUGAAACCUGAAUUAUUUUAUGCUAUUAAAUGAUACCUUCUGUCGCAAUCAGUAAACAUGGAAAAUGUUAGUCUAAAAUGCUGAGGUCGAUUCCACAUCUCUGAUUGGAUCCAACACUGUUUGAAGAAAGCUUCUUGAAAAUCUUAAUCAGAAUUCUUACGGGUACUGCAACAGUCUAGUUGUAAAAAUGGUUUAAAAAUGGAGGCUAUAGUAAUUGGAGUAGUUACAAGUACUAAAUAAAUUACAUAGUGCACCAUUGUUUUCCCCUGCUGGUUUUGAACAAGUUGGUUGAAAAAAACUUAAAUGCGUGGUUUAGGAAACAUAACACAUCAUUUUGACAAGUCUUUGAGCAAGCAAAAUCGAGAUUUGAUAGGUUUGCAUUUUUGUUACAGAACAUUCUGUGAUUAAACAUCAUAGAAAUUGUUCUUUUAUAGAGUGUAUAUGAAUACUAUGAAAUAAUGUGAGUUUGGAUACUGAAAUAAUUGCAAGCAAGAAAGCAUGUUUCUAUGGUGCUUUCAUUGGAAGCAAGUCUCAAGGAGUUUGUUCUUCAUUGUGCAAAUAAGAUUGCAGUUACUUUUAGUUUCUUAACAUGUCUUUAACCUGGAUUUUAUAAUGCCGGCAUGGUUACCAAGGAUUCUGCCUUGAUGAACAGUACAGAAACAAAGCAUUUCAGGUUUUAUGUAAAUAAGAUGAUUAUCUUGCAGUGAAACCUAUUAACUUCACCUUGUCUCAUUAGAUGUUGGAGAGCAUGAUUAAGAAACCACGGCCAACACGUGCAGAAGGGAGUGAUGUAGCCAACGCUGUCCUGGAUGGAGCUGACUGUAUCAUGCUUUCUGGAGAGACUGCCAAAGGAGACUACCCUCUGGAGGCUGUCCGCAUGCAGCAUCUUGUAAGUGAUAACCAUUCAAUGUUAAAAGACAGUACCUGUAUACCUAGAAAUAUUAGCACAGCUUAUGCCCUGUUACCCAAUUUCCCAUCUGCUCAAAUACCAUCCAGGUCUGGUGGCUAGCUUAAUGUGUUAUAUAUGACGUGGCUGUUUUCUCACUAUAGCUUGCUAUAUGCCAUAGGUCCCUCAGGCUGCCAUAGACUUCUUUAAUGGCAGUGAAACACAAAGUGCUUUCUUGCACUGGCUGCAAGUAUAAAACUUUUUAUGCAAAGGCAAGUGGAACAAAUUCUGAACUGUAGUGAUUAGUUUUGACAGCCUUAAGUGUCUGAAAUUGUCCAACUUAGUGUAUAUUAUAUUUUGAGACAACUUCAGAUACUGUAUCUGGGAUUCCAAUUAUUGAAUUGUAUUGUUUUGAUGAAUUUGUUGUUUGAUUUAUUUAUAUGCUGCUGUUAGAUAUUAUAGUGAUUGCAAUGCUUGUUUUUUUAAUGCUACUGUGAUUGUUGUGAGCUGCUUUGAGUUCAACAUUUGUUGUUGGAAAAGCAGAAUACAAAUAUUAAAUCAAAGCCGAGACAAAUCAGGAGUGGGCCUGGAGUAUGUUCUCCAUUUCACUCCUCAUAGGUAAGAGAACUUGUGAAUUGGGGACCAGUCUAUAUUUUAAGUUCUGUAAGUGGCAUGGGGGAAAGAGUGUGAGCCCAAGGCCCACUCCCAAUCUCAUCCUGGAGGGAAAAGAACAUCUGAUUCACACUCUGUAAUUCACCUUUGGGGUUGGCACAAUUGUUUUAUGCACAACGGUUGUGCCCUUGGAACAGCGUUUAUUUUUUUCUAAGUGCAUGACUGACACUUUUUACAUGUUUAAACUGCCAGAAAACUCUCUGCUCUGCUUUUGGAAUUCUCCAGUUUCUCAUUGACAACAUGGCACUUCGUGCCAGAAUUAAAGUACUGAUUGUGUUGACGGUCUGCUGUGAAUUACAGCCUUGAUAACCUACUAGUUUGAGAGCUGCAGGUCAGGUUAGCUAGCUUACUCCGAACAACUCUCACAUAAUAGUAUGCUAACUACCUCUUUGCUUGGACUCAUCCUUAUGUAACCUGGUCCAUACUGUCAAGCAGUUGAGGGAACCAGUUCCUGUGAGCUGGUGGCAGAUAAGCAUGGUUGUGUUGUAAUGCAGCCUGAUUUCUAGCCAUUUUGAACUCCCUUUCAUUGAAAGGGUUGACUUUACUGGCCUUUGGUAUCUUGCCAUUGUACUCAUACCUUGCUAUUUGCUUGAAGCAUGACUGAAAAAAUGGGGUUUCGUCAGUGCUGUUUAACAGCUACAAAAAUUACGUAUUAAAGUGUCUUCAAAAUGCCUAGAUAAACCUUCCUGUGGAGUUCAAAUGUUCUUUAAUUUUCAUAACGGAGCUCACCACCAUAUUAGUGCAUGCAGGAUCCCUGGCUGACUGUAGUUCUUGAUGCAUUCUUCUGAAGUAGCUAAGAAAAAAGCUAAGAAAAACCCUGCAAGUUGAACCUGGAACAUUGAAAAGAUCAGAAGUUAAGUUCAAGACCCUGUUCCUGCUACUUGAAAAACUAAUACAUGCAAUUAAUAGAUGUAAAGAAUGCCUUACUUUUAAGAGCACAUGCAUAUAAUUCUACAACUUAACCCUCUCCCAAUUAUAAGCUAGAUUUUAAACCUCAUUUGAGAAAUGUACAACAAGGUUGUAAGAGUGUUCCAUGCAAGAUUCAGCCAGUACACGCUGAAAUGGAUUUACUAUUGGGUCGUUCUUGGCCUUCUCAAAGCAGUUUUGCCUUUUUAUGUUACCCUAAUGACAUUCUUAAGUAUUCUGGGGGAUUUUAAAUCAAAGUUUAGUGCAAACAAAAUUCUUCCUUGAUUCCCAUUAUGUUAGACAUAUAAAUGUUGACAUAGAUGCCCUUCUGGGGAAAAAAUAAGCAAUACUUUAAAUAGGAAAUAAGAGGAGGGGGAAGAAAGAUCAGUCAGCUUUGUGUUGUGCAAAGCAUCUAACAUAACUUAACUGCUAACCCAGAAUCUUGUUCAAGACAUGUUGCUCCUUGUUUUUAGUGCUUGGUAUGUGUCUGAGAUAUAGUUCUUACAGAUGGGGUUGUAAACCUGUUCCUGGACUGUACCUAGAACAAUUUUCACCAACAUGCCAGUUUUCUACGUGGGAUGAAUUUUGCUUCCGUAUGGAGGAGCAUUCAAUCAUGUGAGCCUCCAUCUGCUGAAGACCUGGGUUUACCAUUUCUUCUAUGAAAACCAGGGCUUACUGUUGUGCCACACUGCAUAAGAUCCUAAGUAACAUGCUGCAGCUAUGCAACACUGAGUAUUCUGUUGAUUCUGGUCAUCUAAAUAAUAAUGGGUUCUCUGGCUUUGUACUUUCUUUCACGUUCACCUACUGCUCUUCUAUAAAAUAUGCCUAAUACUGCCUAAAGGGAGUUGAAUGGGAAUAAACUGCACUUCUUGCACAGGUGGUCCUAGGAAAGUAUCCUUAAUAUGCCAUGCUCUUAACUCCAUCUGAUCUUAUCUAGACUGUCUAGAUGCAAUAAUUCUUGCAUAGACCUGUCUGCAUGCUUUAAAAAUGCUAUGCAAGUCUCUGGCUGGUAAGGACACAUGUAGCACCCUCUAUUGAAAUAUGAUGGCGUAAACCAGUAUAUGGUGGUAGAAAGCACAUUGAAUUCAGUGGUAAUCCUGAGUAAGUGUACAUAAGAUUGUACGCUCAGUUUUCAAUCCCAAGAAGAAAGUUCCAUCUGAACCCACUGUGGAGCAUAUAAGCCAAUAACCUGGACAUAAGCAAUUAUCCUACAUGUUGCCUGCCAGCUAACACUAUUACUCGAUUAUACAUGAGACUUGUAUUGCCAAAUGUGAGAGAUUUUAUUUCUAAUUAAAGGGUAGGGUGGUGCAGUAAAAGAAUGAAGCUGUCUGGAGUCAAACCAUAGAAGUGCCUUAAUAGAGGCAUUAGCUACCAAAAUCUGAGGAUUAUAAACUUUGACCCAGUUAAUUGAUGCAGUGAUUCUGCUUCUAUAAUCUUAACAGUGCUCAGACCUGCAGAAGCAGAACUUUGAAGUCAUGGUCUUAACAGUCGGGGGCUUCUGUCUGCUUUCUCUGCUUGACAGAAUAAAGAAACAUGUUUAAAUUAUGAGGCAGGAUGCUUAAGUGCUUUUUCCUGAUGACCACUAAUCUGUGGUUAUCUUACAUUAGGCCUGUAUCAUGUCCAAAUUAUGGCUCUAGUGAUUAUUUUAACUUUGAAAACCAGGUAGUUGCACCACCCUGCCUUUAAUCUUGCAUGACUGACAAACAAGCAAUUAACUCUCCUUGCAGAUUAACUUUUAUCAUAUCACUCUGGUGAAUUUCUUUCCUUUCUAUGUUGCUCCUCUUUUCUUCCCUCCCUCUUACUCUGGCCUACAGAUUGCUCGCGAGGCUGAGGCUGCAAUCUAUCACCGCCAGCUGUUUGAAGAACUUUUCCGCCUCACUGCUAACAACAGGGACCCUCUUGAUGCCAUGGCUGUAGGCGCUGUGGAGGCCUCUUUUAAGUGCUUAGCUCCAGCUGUGAUAGUUUUGACAGAGUCUGGCAGGUAGGGUUCAGAGUUAGGUACACAUCUAGGAUUUGUAAGGUAACUCAUAAUUCAUUCUACAGUGGCUAGAGGUUUUAAAAGCAAGCAGCUGCUUCAGACCUAUACUUGAUAAAACCUGUUCCUCAUACGGCAUUCUUCCAAAACCAAACCAUCAGUCUGCCUUCAUCUUUCUAUCAAAGCAGGAUUUGAGGUAGGUAGAAGCAGAGCAAGAGUGACUGGCAGUUGCGCAUGGAUGAGUGUAACGAUUUUGGCAGAAUGGAGUGGGGGCGACAUGGCAGAUGUUGUCUUCAGAAGGGAAACGUGUGUGCCCAGUGGGUGCAGUCCAAAUAGCAUGUGCUAAUUUUGCUGUUGUUGAUGGUGCGCAAACAGUAUUCUUGGCUGAAGUUCUCCAUCAAUCGCAUUACUAGAUGCUCAUUUGGGUUUGCUGCUAUAAGCACUCUGCCAAGUCCAGACCCCACCUUCACUCAUGCCGCUAGUGAUGACAGAUGUGAAUGUUGUCUUCCGAACGCGUGUUGCUCUUAUAGAUUGCUCGCGAAGCAGAGGCAGCCAUCUUUCACAGGCAAUUGUUUGAAGAGCUCCGACGGCUGGCCCCGCUGAAUCGGGAUCCCACUGAAGCUGCCGCUGUUGGCGCUGUUGAAGCUUCCUUCAAGUGUUGCAGUGGGGCCAUUAUCGUACUCACCAAGUCUGGAAGGUAGGAGGUGGAAGGUUCUGGCAGAAGUCGCAUGGACUUCACGUGUUUAAGUAACACACAACAUGAACAUCUGUCUCAAUCAAAUACUGUAUUUUUCAUUGUCUGUGUGGAGGAGUGUCUGUUACAUUGCUACUUACUUGGAUUUACCCGGACCUGAGUAGUUAAUUGCACAUUAAACUUUUUUAUAUUGUCUUUCCAAAGGAAGUCUCAAGAUAACUUAAAGCAAUUAAUUUAAAAUAACUUUAAAAGCAACACCCAGAUUCACUCCACUGCGAGAGCAGUUAAUACUAAAACAAGAUUGUAAAAACAAGAACAAAAUCGAAGUGCAAACCUCAAAUUAUAUGUAAAACCAACCAACCUGUAAGUUGUGGGCUUACUGUACUAGAAUUUCUCUGGCACAAAGGAAAAAAGGGUGGGAAAAUAUAUGUAUGCCCCAUUAAUGUGGGGUUGGCACUAAUUCUAUAUUUUUGACACAUCUUGAAUCGGUUGUCUUGUCAACGUGCAGAUCAAAGGCUUUGUGCAAUACUAAGUAGCUUCUGUUUUGCCUUUAAAUACAGUGGUGCCCCGCAAGACGAAUGCCUCGCAAGACGAAAAACUCGCUAGACGAAAGGGUUUUGCGGUUUUCGAGCUGCUUCGCAAGACGAAUUUCCCUAUGGGUUUGCUUCGCAAGACGAAAACGUCUUGCGUUUUUUGCAAGUUUGUUUUUCCUUUUUCUUAACGCCGUUAAUAGAGUUGUGACUUGACUUCGAGGAGCAACUCAUAGAACGCGGUGUGGUAGCCUUUUUUGAGGUUUUUGGUGAUUUUUGAAGGUUUUCCAAAACUUUUCCGACACCGUGCUUCGCAAGAAGAAAAACUCGCUAGACGAAAAAACUCGCGGAACGAAUUAAUUUUGUCUUGCGAGGCACCACUGUAUAAGGUUCCUCAGUGCCUGGCUGCCUGAAUGUUUUGUAACUGAACCAGACAGCAUGAGACUUUCACUUGAGUUCAGUUUUGUUCAUCAACAUACUGGAAUUAUAUUGUAAAUGUACGUGGCCAUUUAUCAGACCAGUAAUAUCUACAUUAAUUGAAGCUAGGAUCAGUGCAGAGUUCUCAUGCCAAAUUAUGUAAGGAGUAACAACUGCACAGAAACACCAGGUUGCUCAAGGAAGACAUUUAGUUCUCGUAAUUAUAGGGUGUGAAAAGGGAAACAAAGUGCACACUGUGAUAGGUCAUUGUAGAUGGUACUGCAGUGAUAUUUCUGCACAGAUUCUCCUUGAAAUUGGGUGGAGGUUUUAAGCUAUGGUGCAGACAUGCUCUGAGCUGUACCCUUAAUAUUAUUACUUGUUUGUAAAGGGCUCUUUCGAGCCUCAUGCCUGACCUUUCUGAAGAAAUCUGAACUUGAAACAAAAUCCAGAGCUAAAUUAGACUUUCCUUCUAACAGUACUGCUUAGGUCUCCUUGAGCAACUUAAAGGUUUCCAAUACUGUAAGUUUGCAUUUGUGAAUAUCAAAUAGUUUGUAAAGCAACAAACUGAAAAAGGUCUAAGACAGUUUUUCUGUUUAGAUUUAUUAGUCAUGGUGCAGCAAUGGGAAUAUGGGGCCUGCUGAAACCAUAAUGUACACAUCUUAAAUCUUGGGAUACAACCUUUUGGUAGCUUUCUAAAGAAAAGUAAAAGCAAUAGUACUUACUCCAUUUCUGAGUAGUGUGGUUUAGUUACAUUUCUUCCCUAUUUCAAGCAUUUACUACAUGGUCCCUGUUAUGUUCAAAAUGAUGAUCCCUUAGCACACUGAGCUCUUAGAAGAACUGAGAAAAUUUACAAAGUAUCUUCACUGCUGCUUUUGUCACUCAGGAGGGAGCAAACAGCACAAUUUUUUUGCUAAAAUGUCUGGAGAAUUGAAUGAGCUUCCUGUUUGCUACUCACUUAACGAGUUUGUUUACUGUGCUGAAAAUGCAAAGGCAUCCUUCCUUUUAUUAUAACGGCAUUUGUCAGGAGGCUACAUUUGUCAGGAGGCUACAGUGCUAGAUUAUACUUGUUAAAUAUUGUCUGGGGGUAUUUCCAUAUAUCCAGAAUUUGAGUAUAAUACCAUAUAAUCUGGAGACUAGUGCGAUGUAGACAUCAAAAGUUAGUAUAUUAAGUCUCUGCUUGGAAGCUGCCUUGACUCCUUUGUACCCUGGAUUCAUUGUACACACUGAAAUAGCAUAUCCCAGUGACCUUGAUGAGAUGACAGUUGAACCUGCCACAUGUUCUCCUUUGUAGAUCUGCUCACCUGGUGUCAAGGUACCGCCCACGUGCUCCCAUCAUUGCUGUGACCCGUAAUGCUCAGGCCGCACGCCAGGCCCAUCUGUACCGUGGUAUUUUCCCCGUGCUGUGCAAAGAGCCAACCCAUGAUGCCUGGGCUGAGGAUGUUGACCUCAGAGUUAAUGUGGGCAUGAAAGUUGGUAAGUUAGUAAAUGUUGGUAUCCUUUGCUCUCUCUGGAAGCUUUAAAAAAUCAUACAGUAAUUUUAUCUGGCAGCUGGAAAUGAGUUUUGAACCAAUAUUUGACAGUUUGGUGUAUUAGAACAAUCUUACAUGAGAUUUUAGGGACGCGGGUGGCACUGUGGGUUAAACCACAGAGCCUAGGACUUGCCGAUCAGAAGGUCGGCGGUUUGAAUCCCCGCGACGGGGGGAGCUCCCGUUGCUCGGUCCCAGCUCCUGCCAACCUAGCAGUUUGAAAGCACAUCAAAGUGCAAGUAGAUAAAUAGGUACCGUUCCGGCGGGAAGCUAAACGGCGUUUCCAUUUGCUGCUCUGGUUCGCCAGAAGCGGCUUAGUCAUGCUGGCCACAUGACCCGGAAGCUGUCUGCAGACAAACGCCGGCUCCCUCGGCCUAUAGAGCGAGAUGAGCGCGCAGCCCCAGUCGUCCACGACUGGACCUAAUGGUCAGGGGUCCCUUUACCUUUACCUUUACAUGAGAUUUUAGGCUAUUAUAACUUUAACUAGUUUCAGAAUAACUUGGUCGUUUUGGGUUGUUAGGUGUUACCAAAACCAUUGCUAUGCAGUUCUAUAAUUUAUAUGUUUUAAGACCCAUUUUCUCACUGCUUUCUUUUUCUUUCCAGGUAAAGCUCGUGGAUUCUUCAAGACUGGUGAUCUAGUCAUAGUACUUACUGGAUGGCGUCCUGGUUCCGGCUAUACCAACACCAUGCGUGUUGUGCCAGUUCCAUAA